Messenger RNA from Cinara cedri, 67299 nucleotides. NCBI's taxonomy places the organism in Eukaryota, Metazoa, Arthropoda, Insecta, Hemiptera, Aphididae. The record is from the annotation of a GenBank genome assembly.
AUGGCCGAGUCCAUGGGCGCCACCAGACCACCAAUUUUGGGUGUGUUGAAAUUAUAGACGCAUCACAGACCCACGGAGGCAAUGCCCCACAAUCUCCUUUACACGGCACUUAUAAUAAUUGUUUACUGUAUGUACAUUUCACUUACAAUUUUAACAUAAAAAUAACAUUUUACCAUAACUUUUUUAACUUUAUUUUUUCUACGCACACGCAUUGAAUGCAGGUAAUCUGUAUUAUGGUCUGGUAAUUAAUUACGAAAUACGCGGAUAAAAUAUUCGGCCGAUACAUUAAAAAAAGGUUAUUGGGUAUAUUGGGAGUGCUAAUUUUACACUUGGGGGUACUAAAAAUCCCGUAGCACCCCCUAUUAUUGACAAUGCGGUCGACCGUAAAAUAUUAUCAGGUAGGUCGGUACAUCAAAUAUUUUGAUAGUAGAUACAGGCAGGGGAACAAGUGCACACCCCUAACAAAAUCAAAUUUUUUUUUUGAAAAUCGUGUUUUUCGAAAAUUUAAAAAAUUGUUGAAUCUUUUCAUAAAACAUCGGACAUACUUCACAUCAGGCGCGGCUCCAGGGGGGCACUGGAGCCAUGCACCCCCCCAAGGCUUUCAAAUAAUUUAAAUUGUUUUAAUACAUAUCAUUAUCCUUUUGAACAGUUAAAUCCUGAUUAUUUAAUUUGAUAAUUAUCAAUUUUAUUUCGUUUGAAAAUCCGUAAUAUUAUGAUAUUAAUAUACGGUGUUAUCAUAUAGGAACGUGUACUAAUUUGGGAAAUUACCAUUAUUGGUCGACGGACGGUUUAUGUACCUAUAUUAUUAAACAUUUAAUCAUCAGAUAAAGAUAAUGCAUGAUAUUAUAAAUGUAUUCACUAUUUACACGUAUCGACCAUCGACGUAUAAUUAUUUUUAUUAUUUUUCUUUUUCUUUUUCUUUCGGCGUGUAAACAUUUUUAUCGGGAAUCGUUUUUUUCCGCGGUCAUUUUUGAUUUGACUUAUUAUUACCUGACCUAACCGGUGACUACUUAUUUUAGGUUAGGUGUGAUUCGGAUACGGAUUUCCGCAGGGGCGGCUUCAAGGGGGUGGAGGGCUAGGGACCGCGGUCUCCCUAAUUCCGUAUUUUCGUUAAAAACAACUGUACAAAAAAAAAAAAAAUUUUAAGUUUGUUUUGAAUACAGUUUUCUGAAAAAUAUGACUUGCCCCCCUUCUACCAAGUCUCUGGAGCCGUCCCUGCUUUACAUGUAGGUAACCUACAUGUUACAACAUGUACAUGGGAAGUUUGGAAGGCAGGAAUUCAGGGAGAAUUUAAUGUAUAUGUGUACCCAACGAUAAACCAUCUUUAACGAAAAACCAAUUCUGAGCGGAGUUCAGUUGGUAGUGUUACGUUGUCAACAGUAUACAAUAUGUCAUAUUAUGGUAAAAUGAUUACAAUGUGCGUUUCCAUGAUAACAAUGAUUGUUUAAAAAUAUAUUAAAAUAAUAUAAAUUUGAUAAUAACAAAAAAUAAAUAAAAACUGUUGCCAAUGAUAACUUUAUUUUUAGUAUUUCAAUCAUGUUUAACCUAAAGGACCAGGUUUUCCUCAUUAUCACGAAUGUUAAUGAGAAUUUCAAAAAAUUACUUCUCUAAAGUACACCCCAAAGAACGUUUCCUUUCUGAAAAGGUGCUAUACUUCAUAAUCGGAGUAAGCUUUGUGGUGGAAAAGGCGUUCAUAUAAAAAAAAAAUAAGCAUCAUUAUAAAACCAAUACAUUCCUCGCUCCACUCAGAAUCUAAAAGUUAUGACGAAUAAUUUUUAAAAACUUCGAAUUGUUAAAAUAUAUUUCACCUUUAAAGCUUCAAAAUCAAAAUACAUACGAUACUACGGUGUUUGGGGAGGGGGUAAAUUAUCAAAUUCCCCUCCCUGGAUCCGCCACUGGGUUAUAGCAACAGUACUAUAAUAAUAACACGGAACAGUCGUGUCAACGUUCCCGACUCACUCGAAAACAUAAUGGUUGCCUAUACUAAAAUCAUUUACGGUGUCGACUGCACUAAUGAGUAAUAACUAAUAACUAAUGUAGUGAUAAUAUUUUAUCAUUAUCACGGGACGUCAGCGCCUCGAAUUUCACAUUCGCAUGCAUAAGCAACCACCUAUGGCUAUACCCUAUAUCGCAUAUCCUAAUCCUACCAGUAUCACACCGUCGAUUUAUUAAUAAAUAAAGUGGAUAUUCUUUGGUUAUAUUCGAGUUCUAUCGAUUGAGUGUAAUAGUGGCAUUGAGUAUUUGAGUGUGUACUUGCCCUAGGAGAAAAAUAAACUCGUCGUUAUAAUUCAAUUUAAAAAAGGUAUUAACGAAGAACGAGCUAUUCUAUGUAAGUCAUAUAUAUAUAAAAAUCGAUUUUCUGCUUAAUGAGUCUUGGAUUUGUAUGUUAUAGUAAAAAUAUCACUUGGUUUAUUUUAAUUGAACAAUUUAUCAUCAAAUUUAUCAACACGCGUAUGUUCGUAAUAUUUUACUCGCGCAAUUAAGCAUUGUUUAUUAAUAUAUUAAGUAAACAUUAGUCAUUACAAUUAAUUGAACAAUAUAUUUCUAUUUAUACCUACGAUAUACUGCAAGUAAUCGUUAAUAAUAUUUAUUCUGAUUUACGUAGAUCUACUCAGAAUUGAUUUUAACACUGUACACCUAGAACAAUUGUCUUAGUGGCAAUAAUAUUGUGCGUUUCCAUGUUUUAAUUUAGUUUUUAAUACUAAUUUGUCUAUAAACCUAUUUGAUAGUAUAGGUGUUAAAUAAAUAAGUGUAAAAUGUAUGUAAGUAGGUGUAUGUAAAUUAAUUUUUAUUUAAACAUUAUUAGUAAUUAUAAGUAUGUAAAUAUAAGGAUGGUACAUUAUUAUACCUACUAAUUAAGAUAAAACAAUCCGGUUUUACUACAGAUACGCAUAAUGGUACCUAUACAGAUACAGAUAAUCAUACAGAUUUAUUUCCCAAUAUUCUAGUUUCCUACCAGUAUAAUUAUGUGUACUUUAUGCACGAAUAUAAAUUUGUACCAACCGUGGUAGAAUUUGAUUAAUUGCGAUUUUAUUCAAGUUUUCAUAUUGGCGGGGUUGUGGGAACAAUUUACACUCAAUUCGAGUUUUUUUCUUCUAAAGUUCAUUCGGAAAAAAAAAAGAAAUAGUGUUUUUUUUUUUUUUAUAUACAAAUAGGUAUUAUUACGUAUAACAAAAUUGAUAGUUAUUUGCACGUAUGGAAAUAAUUUUUAAACAUUAUUAAGUAAAUAGGCAGGUAUGCGUCCUCGUUUCAAAAUGCGUAUUCGUAAUUCGUGAUUUAAUUAAACGCACGAAUAAUAAUUCUCGUGAUAUCUUUACAGCUUGAGGAAAAAACACACCACAAUAUAAGUAUAUUAAGAGUAUAUUCAACUCAUUUAUAUAAUAGGUGUAAUGUGCAUAUAGUUUAGAGGUAAGAGUUUUAAACAUGGCGAAAAAUACAAAAAUCGAAAACUGCUAAUGUUUAAAAAUAAUGUUAAUUUAUAAACAUUUAUUAUUAGGUAAUAAUAAUAAUUAAUUGAAUUUAAAAAUGUGUCUAUGUGUUCAAAGGAAUCAAUUUUAAAACUGAUCUAAAAUAAAGAAUUAUUCAUAGAAGUAUAUUCAAAUUAUCAAUACAAGAUAUUUUAAAAUUCAAUCGUCCAAAUUUUAUGGUAUUAUAAAAACUGGUUCUUCGGAACUGGUAAACAUAUUCCUGUAUUAUUAGGUAGGUACCGGCUAUAAAAUUAUAAAAUAUGAAACUAAUUUUUUAUUCCGUUAUUCUUCAAUGUGUGAGAAUCUCAUUUGGAUUUAUAACAUUUGAAAUACUUACAUUUAAAUUGAGUAAUUUUAUUUUGAUAAUUAUGCAUAGCAAAUUAAACUUUGAAGACAAGUUAAAAUUUUUAAUACGUAACUUAAUAAUGCAACAAAAUAUUGUUAUAGACUCCUUGUAGUUCUCACACAAAUACGUUUUUUAGAAAAUAUUGUUUAAAACCAAAGCCUUAUGCAGGAUACGUGUAUGAAUGUGUAUAUCUAUUAAAUAUUUAAGAUUAUUGGGUUCCUAUACAAUCAAUAUCUAUACACAAUUAUCGAAUAUAAAAUAUAGCCAAUUUUCAUGUUGAGUAGGUACCUGGUACCCACAAUUAUCAUCAUAGGUACGUCGGUUAUUUUAUUUUAUAUUUGAGUGUUAAAUAAAUCCCUAAUAUUAAAUCUGAAUGCAUGUGUAUUGAAUUUAUAAAUUACACGAAAAUAUAAUAAAUAGGUACUUACUAGUUUUAGAUAAUUUGAAAAAAAAAUCUUUUUUACAUUUAUCUUCAUUCAGAUUUUGAGCGCAGUGAGUAAUUUUAUGGUUCUACUAUACUAUGUUUCGUGUUUUUUUUUUUGAUUUGACAACUGUUCUACUAGAAAUCCAAUUCCAAUCAAAAAAUUACUUGAGAGCCUUUUAGUUGCAUUUUGGAUAUAGUUUAUGCAUUAAAAGAGGCUAUUUUUAGAUUUUCCAAACAUUUUUUAUAAUAGUUAGGAAAAACGUAUAAAUUUACGACAAUGCAAAUUGCAUUAUUUAGAUUUUUUCGAUUUUUUUUUUCUACCAGAAAUCUUACUUUGAAAUUAAAAUAUAGCAUUUUUUCUGAAAAAAAAAAAAAAUGUUAUCUAAUUGAUGGACUAGGAAGUCGAUUUUCUUAAUAGUUUGAAAAACUGGGAAAGUUUACGGAAUUAACAGUUUGAUUUAAACAUUUUUUUUUUAGAUUCGGAGCGUAUUUUUUUAUUGCAAAUGAGUUUAAAAUAUUCGUAAAGGUGUAAAACUUUUACAGAAUACUGAUAUUGGUAUUUUACAAGCAUUUGAUAUGGUUGCGUUUUUUUAUUUGGUUUCAUGUGGACAAUACUGUUUAGCCCAUCAGAAAUACUUAAAAAUUGUACUCAAAAUUCAUCAUGCGUUACACUUAGUGGAAAAACAAAAAGUUAAGAGUACUUAAUGAAGUAGUUUUUUUUUUAAGUGUUUAAGUUCAAAUUUUGACGAAAAUUAUAAAAACAUGGUAUUUUAAAAUAUGUUUAACCGAAUUUCACUCAGAAGUCAGUCGUUAGUAAAGAUUAAUCGUUGUGUAUAUAUGUAUAUUAAAUUACCCUCUAUAUCCUACAUUUUAACUUCUCAUAUACAACAAUGGUCCACUCAUCGUGCGAAGUAUGUCCGUAUCUUUUUUGUUUACAAUACUUAGAAUAAAAAUUAGUGUAAAUGGUAAAUAUUUCUUUCAAAAUUGUUAGCUUUUUGUGUAGGUAGGUAAUAAAGGUACUGUUCUUAAUAUUAAUUAAUCAACAAUAAAUAUAUGAAUUGACAAUAGUAUACAAAUUAAAUAUGAUAAAUAAAAUAUAAUAUAAUUUUAUAAUGUUUUCGUUUAAAAAUUUGUCGAUAGAUAAUACAAAUAUUGGCUAUUGAAAAUUAAAUUAAUCUAGGUCUUUAUUAUAGGCUAUAGAGCGCUGCACGUAAUAAUGAAAUAAAUAAUUAAGGAAGGGUCUUAAAGAAUGUUAACUCAUUUCCGGCAACCUCCUGGGGUUGACAAAAUCAGAGAAGUCUACUGACACCAAUACGAUGUAUAUGAUUGCCUCUGGCACUAGGACAUCAUCUUGUGAAGUGUUUCGUAUCUAUAGCAUCAAAACUGUAGGUAAAUAAUAUCGGCGUAGGUGCGUACCUCAAUUUAUUAUCCAUCUAUUAGGCUGAUAUUAUUGACACUUUCAAAUUAUUUUAUUGAAAAACUUUAAAACGUAUUUAAGUAUUUUAGAUUCUGAAUGUAGCGAAGAAUGUAUUGGUUUUACUAAGAUGUUUAUUUUUUUUAUUUUUUCAUUCCGUGUACCAAAAUUCUACCAGAAAUCUUGCUCAGAUAUAUACGAGCGGCACCAUUUCUGAAACGGAAUGUUAUUCAUAUGGUACUUUUAAGAGGUCAUUUUUUGUUUUUCUUAGCGGUUUUCAUAAUAUCUGGGAAAACCCAGGAUAAAACGUAAGAAAAACGGGAAAUUUACGAAAAUAAUGUUUUUUAUUAUUUUUUAAUUUUGUUACAUGUUGUAAUUCAGUUAAAAAUAUUCGUAGAGACUUGAAAUUUGAACAGAGUACUUGUAUUUACCUUUUCUAAACGACGUAAAAUUUGUAAAACAUUUGAGCCUAUUUUAUGCUUUUUAUAAAAAUUUUAAUAUUUUUGUUGAAAUUUAAAUAAAGAUAUUCGUAUCGACUCGAUGGACUUAAAAUUUGGACAAAAACUGACAUUUGCCUCUCUAGACGGGGUAAAAUCUCCGAGAAAAUGUAAGCCAUUUUUGAGGUAUUUAUAGAUAUUUAAUUUUGAGAGUUUAGUACGUAAUAUUUAUUCGAUAGGUACUCUGUGGUAAAAUUGUUAUACUUGAAGAGAAAUGUUUCAAAAUUUAACAGAAGGUUCAUUAAGAGUCGUACUUUGUGGUAAACAAAAAAAAUUGUGUUUAAUGCUGUAUUUUUUUUAUAUAAGGGAAUUUUAAUAUUCAAUUUUGACGAACAAAUUACAUGAAACAAAUCUAAUUUUUAAAUAUUUUUUUUUACAUAUGUAUAUUGCCGAUUUAAGAACUAUAAUGAAGUCAGAAUUAAGCGGACUGACUAAGUUUCGAAAUUAUAGCUUUUUGAAGUUCUGAUAUUGUAUGUUAUGUUAAAUAACUCUAUAUUGUCCUUCAUAAAGCAUAUUUUUCGUGAUUUAAUGGUUAUUUAUACCUAUUAUCAUCCUAGGGGUUACUAGUGUGACGAAAAAAAUUGUUUACAUUUUUUUCCUUUUACCUAAACAAGGAAAAAAUUAAUUCAUUUUGGAUGUACCCAAAUCAUCGCUCCCUCAGACUAUUUUAAUCACAAAAUACCCCUCAAUUUAUUGUGCAAAUUUUUACACCAGAAAUCUUGGUCCGAUGUAUCAAGUGUAGCUUAUAUUCUGAAAGGAAAUUUUAUCUCUACGGUAAUUUAGAAAAGACGAUUUUUAAUUUUUCAGGCGGUUUUCAUAAUAUCUGGGAAAAACCGGGAAAAAAUGUCGGAAAAACGGAAAAUAUAUGAAAUGUAAGUAUUAGAAAACAAAUAUUAUGGCCUUUUUUUUCUGUGUACAACUUUUCUACCAGCAAUUUCGUUCCGAUUUGAAAUGAUAGCACUUUUUGUGAACGGAAAUCUGACUGGGAAGGUACUUUAAGGAGGUAAUUUUUUGCAUUUAUUGGGAAAAAUCGGUACAAUAUUUAACAAAUAUUAUUAAAGAAAAUAUUAUACUAUAUAUAUAUAGAAAUUAUUUUACUAUAAUAUAACAUAUAUAUUGUUGACAAAGAAUUUAUUUAACGGUUUAUUGUUGCUAACAGAUAUACAUUAAAUUACCUAUAUCAGUGGCUGCACACGUUUCCAUUAUUCUAGGAUGUCUCAUUUGCUAGCUUAUUUUACGAGUAUCUAUAUUAUAUUAUACAUACAUAUAGGCCCGCGCAAUCGAGUUAUUGAUAAAAUAAAAAACAAAAAUCUUGAUUUUGAUUACGUGAUACCUUUAUGUAUAUUUAUAUAGGAUGUCCCACCGUGUUCUGUCACUAAAAAAAAAUAAAAAUAGUAAAAAAUUAAUAGAAAGUCGGAAAUUCAAAAACAAAAACCGGAAACGUAUAGGUAUAGCUAAACUAUCCCGCGAACAUGAUUUUCAUAAAUUAAAAAUUAUGUGAGACAUUCUUUUAUCGACGACCCUCGAGGCUACUUAACGGUACACGGUAUAACGUGUGUGACCUAUACACCAAACAUUCCAUAUCAUCCGAUCAUAUAUUAUUAUAUGGUGGCGGCACACAAUCGAGGCGAUUAUAUUUUAUUUUAUUUUUUCGAUAUUUCGGACACAAAACAUAUUUAUAUAUAUAUAUUAUAAGGGUACCCUAUAACAGUCAUCAAUCAUCAUCAUAAUAUUAUUAUCACACACAUCGUGCUUUUGUGUCUAUAUAUAUAUAUACAUUAUACACCUAUGAGUGCGUAGGUAUAUGUGUACAAUCGCGUGGCGUGUAUGUUCGAUGACGAGGAGCUCCUACUGCGAUACGUCUACGUCUAAAAUAUAAAAUACCAAUUUUAUUCUAUCAUAUACAAAAAAUAAUAUCUUGGUAGACGUGACACGUAGUAUAUCAUCGCUAUGUAACAAUAAUAAUAAUAAAAAUAGGUAAUAAUAUAAUGAUUAGCUAUGGUGUAUCUACCUAUCGUCCGAAGUCUCUCUUCUUUUUUUUUUUUUUGUUGUUUAGCGUAUUUAACGGUGCUUUUCAACCGCUCAUUAUUAUUAUAUCCUCCUGUACAGUUAGAUAUGUACGUCGUCGCAUACAAAACGCAAUUCCCGCUGACCGUCCAGUGUCCUCUGGUUUCGAUUAUACAAGCGUGUUUUUUAAACCCUAUUAUAGUAUAAAAUUUGUACGAACAAAUGUGUGUAACAGGAAUAUAUUUUGGAAAUCUUACCUACAAGUAUGAAUGUUCUGAAAGUUUUGUUAGGUUAAGUUAAUUUAGAAGUUUUUCCAUUUUAACCUAUGUUAUUAUUACAACCAAAUUGAAUAAUUCAACAAAAAUAAUUCAAUUUUCAUUCCAAAAAUAUCAAAAAUCCUGUGCCAGCCAUCCUUUGGGAGUUCAAUUUCGAUAUAAAAAUAGACAGUGAUCUACCUCUUGUUUUUUUUUUUUUUUUGGAUGCCAAGUGUGCAUAGUUUCAUAACAAUAAAAUAAAAUUGUUGAUUUGUAUAGCGAACAGACAAAAUUCCAAUUUUAUAUAAAAGAUACAAUAUAUUGUAAAUAUUAUAACCUACCCUACGAGUCUAUGAAGAAAAAUGUAUAUUUUUCCACGCAUAAUAGCUACACCAGAGGUGACUCGUCAAGUUUGCCUGUUUGAAACGAGGUCUCAGCGUCUGUGUAUAGUGUAUACAUAUAUACGUACGGGGCUAAAAGGUUUGUAGUCGACCUUGGAGCCCACACCACAUUCCAGAUAUAAAAUAUAUAAAUAUAAUACAAACGUUGCACACGAGAACUGCAUUUUCGAGAGAAAAAAAUUAUAGAACGUAACAAUAAUAAUGAUACCUACUCACCCUUUAACCCUCGUUUGUGUCUGGUCUUACCGCCGCACCCUUCGUCUGCGUAUGAAGAUAAUAAUAAAAAAACCACCCCAACAUAGUCAGUAUAGCUAUAAAUGACGGUAUCAUCUUUCGAUGAAAAUCAUUUAUAGAAUCUGAUAUUAUGUUCGAAGAAGGCUGUUUUAAAUCAAAAAGUUGUCAGAUCGACAGCGACAACUGCAUGUUUAUAAUAGGAAGUGAAAACCAAUACCGGAUUACUCAGCAUCGACAAAAAGAAGGCGGAGAAAAAAUUACUAACCUCCGCGUUCGUCAUAGACGCAUUUUUUUAUGCACCUGGUGAAAGUCAACGUACCUACAUCGUUUUUUUGCAGGCCACAACGUCAUGUUAAUUUUCCCCCUACUCCAACCCCAAUUCCAUUUUUAUUAGUCACCAUUGUCAAGGACAUACAAAUUAUUUUGAGGGGGCUUAGUGAAUUUCCCUCGAUUAUCGAUUCCAUCAAUUGUCUUUUUCCAAACUACCGUGACCAAACCAACCUGACUUGCAGUUAACUUAUAGGUAGGUUCAUUUUUAGAAAUAAAAUAUAUAAAAUAUUAUGAAAAUACAAUAAAAUACACAAUCGAUCAAUAUCAUAGGAAUAAAAUAUUACAAAGAUUAUUGAAAUAAUUCGAAGAGUUUUGUACACAUUUCAAUACAUGAAAUGGAAUUUUAUUAUUUUCUGACGUAUUAUAAUGAAAGAUAGGCAAUUGCCGUGUAGUGUUGAAGUCUCCUGAAAACAAUUAACAAUAUUGAGAUUAAUUAUUAUUUUUUUUUUUUUUGUAUUUAUGAUAAUACAGUGUAAUGUAUUAUGACCUGACUUAUAAACAGGAUGUAGCUAUGAUAAUAGUAUAUUAUAGGUACUAUAGUCUCCUGAAAGUGUUACAAUAGUUGUUUGAAUUAUUUAUAAAUUAUUUGUUACGACAAUUGUUUAAAUAUUAAUAUUAGGUAUUAAAAUAUUGAAAAUAAAUUAUAAUGAGUAAUCUAUCUCGAGUGUCGUACCAUAAUAUUAAACCGUACAGUCAUAACAAUGCGCAGUCAACAGAUGAAUAAUAUACAUAGGUGUUGAAUAAAUUAAAUAAUAUUUCUAGAAAUGCAUAGCUCAUCGUGUAUAAUACUUGGACAUUGAAAAUAUAGCAAUAUAAUUCUGAACAGUUACAGACGUUACAGUUAAUAUUUUACAGUGACAUUUUAACAUAGGUAGAUGUAUAGCAGUGGCGUAUCUGAGUAUUUCAAUGGGUAUAGGGAGAAACAAAAAAAAAAUUACAAAUUCCAUGUUUGUCUGUAAACGUUUUUUAUGUUUAAAAAUUUACUACUUACAUAUUAUUAAUGAAAUAUGAAAAUAAAUUACAUACACGAUGAAAUAAUAUCAAUAAUAUGAAACGAUUAUGAUAAAAACUAUAAUAAAAGAGCCAGCAUUUUAAACUUUUAUUAUACAACGAAUAAAUAAUAAUAAUAAUAAAACAAUGUAUUUUAAUAAAAUACAAUAUUUAAAAAGUUAAAAAUAUACUUUUAUACGAAUAAAAUAUUUCUAUAAUGACACAACGUGUCAUUUUUCAAGCUGGUUAUUUUAUUAAAUUAAUUUUAUUGAAAUUUUUUUUAUUCGAAUUAGUUUGUAGAAAAAAAUAUGGAUUUUUGAAUAAAUGUUGUUAUAAGUACAUACAAUUAAUGUUUUGUUUUGUUUCUUUUUUAUCCAUAGUUAUUACAUUUAAACAUAGGUAAAUAAAUCAUUUUGACUUAGGUAAUUUUUCAUCAUGAAAAUACACACAUAAAAUAUGACUACUAUUUCUAAUUUCGUAUCAAUGUGAAAAACGCCACUUUUCAAUGAAACGGAAAAUCACAUUUUAAUAAUGGAAAAGCGACACUAACAUGAUCCGGCAGAUAUUAAAAUUAUUUGACUUUGUUCAAUAUUCUACCGUAUUAAUUUCACAGAUUUAAUUUUGGAUGUUAAGUAAAAAUUGUAUUUUUUUAGUUGUAGGUAUCAUUUAUCACUAUUGUGCAUAAACAUUAUACGCAAAACACUUUUUUCCAUUCUCAGGUACAAACUACUAAGUAUCUACUUUAUAUGAGACGUAAACACAUCUUAUUCAAGUCUUUAUUUUCAUUUAUUGAUUUUACGAAAAAUAAUGGGUUCUACCGAGUACCACGGAAACCUCAUCCACUACAAUCACAAAUCUUAACAAAUUAAUCUAUACCCGUCUUUUUAAGUUACCAGUAUAAUUAUUAUAUAUCCAAUUGUCAUUAUUUAGUUAUCCAAAUAUACAAUAAAAAUAAUAUGAUUGUGUAUAAACACAUAUUGACAUUUAUAGAUUUUAAUAGGUAAUAGCAGAACUAUAGUUACUAAUAUAUGAAAAUCUAUGAAUCAUAAUACAUUCUCUUAAUAUCAAAAUAUAUAUUUAUAUGCAAAAUACAAUUUUAGUUUCUUUUAGUAUUAGAUACUAUUGUAGAAAUAAUAUCUUACUCUUGUAGUUGUGUAUAUAUCUAAUAAAAACAUGGUUUUACAAAAAAAAAAAAAAAAUCCUCGUUCUGUAGUAAUAAUAAUAAUAAUAAUAUGUUUGGUUCUAUAUAAUAUAUUAUAAUGUAGUGUAAUUUAUUUGUAAUACGAAAAUGGUAUUGAUAUUGAUAUUGUAGGUACCUACUGUUUAAGACAUAUACGAGUAUAUAUUGUAAUAACUAUAAUAUGACCUCGAAACUGCGGGAGUGUAGGUACCUUAUAUAUUACGAUUUAUAAUCACAUUAUUAUUGUAUUUGUAUAGGUAUCGUAUAUUGAAGGAUAAAAUUAAUAAAGGUAGUGAUAAAAAUGUUCGAACUUGGUAGAAAAUAAUUUAAUAAUAUUAUUUUAAUUAGUUGUGAUCAAAUGAUUAUGCCAUGCAAUAGAGGGGGGGGGGAGCAGACGAAGAAGAUUUUUUAAAUCUAUUUUUUACAAUUAUUAUUAUUUACGUUAAAUUUUUGCGUUAACAAAUAGAUAAUAUAAUUUCUAUAUAAUAAAUAUAGAAUGGAAAAAGGACAUAGAAUGAUAUCCCAAUUCCUCCCCCUGCCCGUUCGAUCACCUCUAAUAUAAACAUUAAAAUUUGUAAUUUUUACAUAUAGCCGUAUAGGUAUCUAUACUCAUUUUAUACAAACAUAUUUGUGUGUAUUUAAAGACAAUUAUUAGUUGCACAAUUACACUUUUGUUAGUGCAAAAAAAAAAAAAGAAAUUGAAAAACUAAAACAAUUAAAAGACGCGCUGAUAUCUUCUAAUGGUGUAUGUGUGUGUGUGUGUGUGUGUUAUUAUUAUUGUUAUUAUUAUCAAUUCGAUUUUCACUAUUUUUUUUUUUUUAAGAACACAGGCUACAAUUUGUCCGUUUUACCUGUGCGCUGCGGCGGCGGCGGCGGUUGUGACGGUGGCGGUGGUGGUAGGGGCGCACCUGCCUGUCUUGGCCAACAGGUUUCUUCUUUCUAGGUAGUUAGGUACAAUAACCCGUGUCGGUUGGACGGCUCCGAGUAAAAACGUGUCGCAAUACCGGUAUAUCGUUUAUACCAACCAUUACCUACACAUUUUUACAAUUGUAUUUUACUUUUUCGCCGGUGCUUGUUUAGAAUUUUUCUGGUUUUUUUUUUAUUCUUAUUUCGUUUAGUUAUCAAAGUUUUGUGGAAUAUACUCGAGUUAAGUGUGUACUUAACACCGACCGACGGUGAAAGUGUUAUCAUUUAUCUACCUGGAAUAUUAUGGUGAUUUGAUGGAUUAAAAAAAUUAGUCACUCAAGAAAUACGCGCAGGUAAGAAAUCAAUAGUACCCAUUUUUAUUUUUAUUACGUACUUUAGACACUUUAAUUUUUAAUAAUUUAAAAAUAAUAUUGCUGAACCCACCUACGAGCUAUCCAAACUAUAUACUAAAAUUACUUUCUUUUGAAUUUUGAGUAGCUUAUUAUUGAUUAGAUAUAGUUAAUAAUAGUUAAUAUUCAAAUAUAGUUAAUCAUCUUGCAACAGAUAAUAAGUACUUAUAAUCGCAUAGUUACGAUUUGCUGGAACGCAUACUGGUUUAUUAUUUAAAUGCAAUUUUAAAAAUCUCGGGAGACACGGUUAUUAUUAAUCUUUUUUUAUAGUUAAAUAGAAUUGUACUAUUUCAUUGUGUACAUCUGAAGUCAAUCUGACCGUGGAUAAUAGUCUUUUGUGCUUAAAUGUAGGUCAACGGCACCAAAGUUAUGGUAUCUAAUUACAUGGUACAUUAUGAGAUAUGAUAUUAUAUUUGUGGUCUAUAGUCUAUCGUAGGUAUACCACUAUGCUUUCUCGGAAAAUAUUAAAUUCACGUCUCUUAGUUGAAAAAAAAAUGUAGCAUAUUAUUGUUGUAUACGUUUUUAGGAGUUCGGAUUUAUAAUAAUACAUAGAGACGACAUAAUGUACCUGCAGGAUAACUGAACAUUGUAAAAAUAAAUAAUUCCAGUAGAAAAGAAAAAAUAUUAUUUAUCAUCCUUAUUUUACACCUGCAGAACUCUUUUGUGAUAAUAUCUCCAUACAAAAAAAAAAAAUGUCUCCCCCUUACGUGGGAAUCAAAAAUCAUAAAUAACUCCUCCAUUGUGUCAAGUUUAAAACAUCAUGUCUCGUCCAACCCUCAGGCUAUUAUAUUUAUUUUUUAUAGUCGUGGGAUCCAAUAACGAUAAUGUCUAAUCCGAGAUAAUUAUUUUCACCAUUUUUAAAAUCUCAAAAUCUUUAGUCAUUUACUAUAAUAACCUACCUUGCAAAAUCAUUUAUUAUCAAUUAUCAUAAUCAUAAUUGGAAAAACUGUAUUUUCGAUAAAUACAAUUUUACGCGUUUUAGGAUAUCCUAAAUAUAUAUGUAAAACGUGAGCUAAAUACUUUCGAUUUUUAAGAUUAAAAAUUAAUAUUCUCAUAUUUUAAUAUUUAAUAAUUAUAACUAAUCAUCGGUUUAUAAUAAAUUCUAUGGUUCGUAAAUUAUUGUGAAAGUGACGUAUUUUUUAUUUUUGAAAAAUAUUAAUAAUAAUAUAUUUUUUUAAUUCUAUAAUAUAUAAAUAUUUUGCAAUAUCAUUCUAAUACAGUUAUUACUUAUAAUUACUUAUUACUUAUUAGUUACGGAUUGUAUAAUAAUUCGUAUAAAAACAUCUGACAUGUUGACGUAUAGGAAAUCCGCAUUUACAAUAUCGUAAGUAUAGGUACCGUUUUUUUUUUCGUCAAUAAAAUGUACUGCUAAUAAAUAUUCAUGUACAGGACUGUACUAAUAUUAUUAUUUAAUUCGUUUUUAUUCGGUGAUGGACAAAAUGAACUAUAAACGAACUACAAUCAUGUAAUAUUGUAUAUAGUUUUUAUAGAUUCGAUUUGUUUUAAAUUUGUAUACUUCGCGAAUUAAUUAUACUUACCUACUAUAAAACAUUAGUGUUUCAAAUUAUAUAUGAAUACACGUAGCUAUAAUUUAUAUCCUUGGAAAAAAAACAGACACAAUUAAAAAAAUAUCACGAGAGCCAUCAAACGGUAAAUCGUUUGUAGCGCGCUGGUGAAUAUUUCAUACCCACAUGCAUAAAAUGUGCAGCAUAAAACGUUUCACUGAUAAGUUUAAUAAUAUUGGUAACGGUGCCCUGUUUUAAUUCAAUAAUGUGAAUAUAAUAUAAUAUACGAGUUAUUUAUUUUGUAAUAGGUAUUAAAAUUGAAACGAUGUUUGUAAAUCUGUAUUAGUGAUAGGUAUUUCAGUUAUAAUCCUCUGAACAUUUUGCAAAAAAAUGUCAAGUCGCUCGAAACGUGUUAACGCGCCGUUGUACUUUCUUAUAAUAGUGAAAUUAUUUUUCUCGUACAUAAACGCAUAGUAUAUAUCUCCGUAAUUGACGAAUGCCUAUUAAAGAACUAUGUACUAUAUACACAUUUAAUACAAAUGUAUACAGUGGAGUGUAUACAUAUAAGUGAAUAUGGUAUUAGUAUUAGUAUGAGUAUUAGUGUUGGUAUAAGUUAGGUUCAAGAGGAUGCGAUAUCGCCCGUAAGUAAGGGCUUUCGUGUAGGCAAUUUUUAAAAAUCAAAUGGAAAUUUAUUAACUCAAAAAAAUUCAAAUUUAAUACUAAAUAAACGUUAUUCCGUUUCAUUAUCACAAAAGUAUUUGCUGUGGAACUAUUAAUUACAAUUUUUCUAAAAAAACCGUUUCACGCUGGACAACACGAUAUUCAUUCCGUAUUCAUAGUAAAUCUAUAAAAAUUGCACAGCAUAUUGAGAAAAACUUUAUCUGUAUCUGUAACGUGUUUAUUUUGUUGCUAACAUAAUUAAUAUAAUUGGUUUCUUAACGUUUAGUUAUUUUGGUCGUUUAAUUUAAUAUUAUGAAAAAAUGAUUGGGUACAGUGUUAUCAAAAAAACGGCAUACUAUGAAACGGAUCUAGUUCUUCUUAAUGUGCUGUGAAUGUUUGCUAACUACAUUAUAAAUACGGAAUAAGUAGAAUUAUUUCGUAUAAAACGGGUUUAACUAUCGAAUAAAGAUGGAUAUUGCAUCAUCGCAUGAUAUAAAUUUAUAUUAAUCUUAAUAUUCAAUAUCUUUAAAUUCGAUUAAAACUAAUAAUUUUACAUACUCGAAAAAUGAAUACUUAUAAUUCGCAAAUUUUAUGAUAACUGCAGUAUACCAACCUAACGAUAGUUAAUAUACAUCAGACGUUUUGUAUACAAUUGUAUUUUACCUUGCCAAAAAUAUAAUCCUAGAACCGCCGCUGAAUUUAAAUCAGUAAUAUAUUUAAACAAUUUUAUUAUGUUUUCAUUAUUCUUGCAUACUGGUGUUUAAUUCAAUAUUAAGAGAACGCAUUUUAUCGACGCAGACGCGAGCAUAGAUCUUCUUGUUUUUACUUAAUUUAUAAAUUUUAUAAUAGAAAAAUUAACUAUUAAUAACUAAUAACAGCUGAUCCUACCGAACGCAAAUUUUGCUAUAUCGUGCGUUUGCAGUAAAUAAAAUUGAGACAUCACACACGGGUAUAGUACGUCUUCUUCGAAUUCACGAUUUAAAAGUUAUAGUAUUGAGAGUGGGUGGAACAUAUUUUAAAAAAACAUAUAUAUUUAUCCGAAAUAUAUAAUAUUAUAUAUUAAUUAUUGACUUAACAUAAUAUUAUGUUGGCCUAUAGCUGAUGGGUGCGAUUUAAUGAACUUGACCUGUUAUAAGCUGUCGGUAAUAUGUGUUUUGCUAUUAAAGAGAAAAUAAAAUACGUUGUCGGAAAGAUAAUUACAUAUACACACGCGCGAUAUAUAUUCAUCAGUGUAGUAUAGCUUUGAAGUGCAGUAUAAUAUACAAUAUUAUUAUAUUUAUAUAUAUUGUACGGAUAGAAAUUAUAGGUACUGUAGAUUCGCAAAAAAUUCAUAACGGCAUCGUCGUCGAAAAAUACGCGGCCGUGUCCGUAUUAUAUCCAGAGACUUAAACAGCCGACAUGAAUGAAAAUAUAAUAUAUAAUUAACGCGUUAAACGUUUUGGAUAUAAUUUUUUUUAUAACUGUUAAUGCUUUAUUAUAUUAUUAUAUAUAGAAGUUAGUAUUAAAUGUAAAUCGGAUACAAACGAUUGUGAUCGGAAUUUUAGGCAUUUUAUAUUAUGUUUGGAAGGUGUAUAAUACAAUUAUUGAACUUUUGGUUUUGAUACAAAUAUUAGCAUCAUUUCAUAAAACCUAAAUAUAAAAAAAAAAAAACUUAUUUGUUGCGUAAUAUUUUGCAUAUUCAGUUUUUUCCGAGGCUUUAUGCCUGGUUACUCAUAUUCCCAUCAGCGAUAGUAUGUUUUUAUUUUGAUUGGACAAGAAAAUACAUGUAAAAUAUCUGUUUAAUUUUUUUUUUUUCAUGUGUAUUUCAAAAUAUUUUACUAAUUACUUAUAAUACUUAUUUUGUUUUUUUUUUUUUAUGGUGAACGUGUAUGUAUUACACCCCAGAGGUGAAAUUGUAUAUAAAAUAAUGAAAUUGGUAAUUUUUAGGUAUAAGGUUAUGAUAACUAAUAGCAGAUAAGAUUUUGGAAUGAAUAGUAUAUACUUACUGACACAUGUCACUUCAUUUUAUAAAACCUGCUACUCUUUAUUGAUAUAAUCUCUUCCAUUAAAUAAUGUUUAGUAUUAUUGAGUUGUAUUUCUAAGAUUAUUAGUUGCUAUUUCAUGAAAUAGAAAACUUUUUACCAAUUCUAUAAAUUAAGCAGCUCACUUUGUCAUUUCACGGAAUAUUCUUAACAUUUUCCAUUUUAUGAAUUAAACAAUAUUUCACCAAUGGGACAUUAGCAAAUAAUUUUCAAGUUCUUUUAAACACAAGCAGCCGUUGUUUCGAACCUCGUUUAUAGCAUAUAAUAUUUGGAAUAUAUUAACGAUAGUAAGCAUACCUAUAUAUACCUAUUAGGUAGGAACAUUAUUUGUUUGAACUCAUGUUCGACUGCGGUCGAAAAAUACAGGUAUAUUCUGUACCUUCUUGUACAUUGUUCGACAAUCGUGCGUAGUAUUCGAUCGAUAAUAAUUACAAAAAAUAAAAAUAAAGAAUCGAGUGGCAUUUAUAACGUUAUGGUUUCUUGACGGGCUGUCAAGUCUUACGAUACAUAUAUACAAUGUGUAUUAUGGGAGUAUUAUAAGUAUAUGUAUAUAAGUAUAAAUCGUAUCUUUGGAAAAUGACAUUGUCGGUGCCGCACACGUACUUAUUAGACUACGUCGUUACGUGUUUUUUUUUUUUUACGUUUUCGUUUAUUACAAUAAUAAUAAUAAUAAUUAUUAUCGUAUUAUUAAAAUUAUUUUUAUCGUUCAGAUUAGAUUAGUUUCGAAUAAUGGGGUACCUAUAAUAAUAUAAUACCCUUACGUGGUCGCCGAUUCAACUUUACAGAUAGGUACGCGGACGUUGUAUAUUAUAAAUAGACAGAUAAUCAAUAGGUAUUGGGUGUGUCACAUACGAUAGUAUUAAGAUAGUUAACAUUUUAUUUUUUGGAAAAUAUUUUCGUGACUAAAAGUAUGUAUUUUUUUAUUUAUUAUACUAAAAAUAAUUUUCAAACGUUAGAUUUAAGCUAAACGCAGCCUAUAUAAUAUUAUAGUUCGCAACAGGCAAGAACGAUCGCUUUGAAAUCGUACUGUCCGGUUUUUAAGUAUAAGUGCACGCGCACGUUAGGUCAUAUGCGGUCAAUGCGAUUUUCGACAGUCAUCACCGUAAAAUGGCGUCGAGAUAACGAUUUUCACGGUCAUUCGAAUGAUAUGUAUGUGUAAUGUGUAUAUGUGCAUUAUAUUGUCACGUAAUGGGUAUUACAAUAAAUAAACGGUGACCGAGUUGAAUAUUCAGCCGUUUGGGUAAAAAUGAACACCGUUCGGUCUCAACAUUUUAAUCUAGCACAAACAACUCGACACUACGAAAACCUAAUAGCCUAUAGUCCCUUAUUAGAGACCCGAAGAAAAACCUCGACGAGUUUUUAUCUACAACAUUGGGAGUAUAAACGGAAAACGACGCCGGGUAGGUCACGGGAAUCGGAGUUAAUCAUAAAUCGGAGUAUCAUGCAAAACUACGUGUUUUGCGUUCGUAGAUGAAACAGCUAGUGUCAAAAUUCAUCAGGACGUAUACUACUUCUUCCCUUCUCGAUUGGUGUGCUGUAGUUCGCUAUGAUUUUUGUAACUUGAUUCCCUUAACUUCUUUUAACUAUCGUUUUGCAUGUCUUUCGUUACUUAUUUUAUCUACUCCAUUUUUGGUCUCCGUCUUAUAAUAUGACCUCCUACGUUAUUUCUGUGACGCGUUUUGUUUGCCUAUGGUGACGCAAUAUAUUCCCUAUCAUUUCGUCCCGUUUGAAUUUUAUACCACGCCAAAAUUCUCAUUUUCCCUGCACUCUGUUCGGCACUUUUUUGUUUUGUAUUCUUUCCGUCCGUUUAAUGCUAAGCGUUAUUCGACAACACUACAUUUCUAAAGCCUCUAGUUUUCUUUUAUGCGUCGAGUUCUUGUCGCAAGUUUCGCGGUCAUGCAUCUAGAGUCGCGCUUAUAGAAACGUUUUCUUACCGUCAGGGCCCCCCUUGCAAUUACUUCGGCCGUCUCUUGUUGAGAUUUCACUACCUACUUCGGACGUGCUGCGGCCGAAUGUUGGCGCGGGGACCGAGUAUCGCGGACGCCGGUCUGGGACCGAACAGAAACAUCAAAAUGCCCACAAUGAUAACAUUAUAACACCGCUGCGAUUUAACACGCGCGUCUGUGUACAUAUAAAUAUAUAGUAAUAUUGUAAUGUAUAUAUACGUACCAUUUUGACGGCAGCCGCUAGCCGGCGUACGCGAUUCGGUGGCAAAUCUAAUUAAUACGAUUAAUUGAUAACGGGUCGAAGCGCGCGCGUACCGUGAACGACUCUACGGCAGCACAACAACGGCGCGCACGCCGCCGCGGGACGCCGCCGCCGUGCGAAAAAAAAAAAAAAAAACGGAUCGCCGUACGGCAUUAUAAUAUCAUUAUCGUGAUGCGAGUCCGCCGAGUACCCCAUUUAAAUGAUAAUACAACAACGUGCGCACAAAAUAUACGAGCACAGUAUACGCACACGCCGUCGACGCCGCCGUCGCUAUUAUUCCGCGUCGUCUUGUGCGCGCGUUACUCCGCGGGUCGUCGAAUAGUCACGGACCGUGUACGCGGUUUAAAAGCCUGCGGAUCGUAUGCGCCAUGCUCCAGUUACGCGCGUACCCUAACCUAACCUACCCGUCCGCCCGCCCGCCCGCCUACCUGUUUAUACAGGCGUUAUACCUAACCUAACCGACCGACCGACCGACGGCGCGGAGAUCUUUGCGCGCCGCCGGCGUCGGCGACCGACGAUAACGCGCGCCCGGACUUUUGCCGGUUAUUAUUCCCAUGGAUAUCGCGGCCGCACAUCGCGAUAACCCCCGGGUAAAUUUGACAAUUAUCCGCCCGCAAUAUUCCGGCCGGUGGCACAGUCGUCGCGUCAACACUGCACUCACUUUGCGGGCCCGCCCGCGACCGACGCGAAUCGGAAAACGAUUACUGGUGUCUUGUGUUGUUUUGUCCGUAAUCCGAUUCUCAUAAUAUGGCCCGUUUGUUUGCUCAUUCGUCUAUGUCGACUGUAAUAUUAACGAAAAAAAAAUAUUCGUUUUUCUGCCUCGCGCGAGUUUAGCCGGAUAAUCCGGGCAUUCUGCAGUUCGACCCGUCUCCGGUUGUGUCCCCGUCCGGCCGAGAGAUCACUUUUCAGGGUCGAAUACCGGUUAAGUAAUUGAAACCAAUAAUAUUUUUGACGUAUUUAAUUCAUUUCUAUUUGCACACGAUUAUGUUACCAUUUACACGGCGUUCAUUUUCGAACAAAUAUACUUGGAGGCUAGGGCCUAAAAAGAGGCCGAUUCUAUUAGCAAACACUAACACCGUGGGUCAGUUGACCUUCCGAACUCCUCUCCCUCCUCCGAGAUCGGCAGCUGGUUUAGUUACUCCUCGAACUACUGCAAUGUCCGAUGAAUGUUGCUCGGUUGCUGGCGAUUCUCUGCACGUACGUGACACGUCGUACAUUUUCGAGAAAACGAUAAUAUUUUAACGGCCGUGUAAACCUGCGGGGGCGUAACGAACCCGAAUAUUGUGAACUGUAGUCGAUUUGGGUUACCUAUAUGUAUAUGCCGUGGAAUUCCGACCGUGGCGUAGGAGCACACUUUAAAAACACAAUAACAGUAGGUAUGCUAUACGUCUCCACCUCCUCCUAUAUAAUCAAACGCAUGUUAUUAUCGAACAUACGUCAUUCGAAACGAGGGGUAUUUCGGGGUGUGUUUCUUAGUUUUAACUUGAAAUUUUUUUUCAAAAGGUCUGGUUAUUUUUUUUUAAUAACUUAUAUACGUUUAAAACUGGUAAGGUAUAAUGAUCGUCUCUCCCCUCGAUAACGCGCAGCCCAUCCUUCUUCAAUCUACGUGUAGGUACCCAUGCAUCUGUCUGUCACCGGAAUAAUAAUAACUUACACGGCCCCUGCCCGGAGUCAUGCCGCGGCGGGCAUCUACCUAUCAGACUCGAUGUCGGAGAAACGAGAUUUCGGGUACACACGGCUAUUAUUAUUAUACACACAUAAAAAAUAAAAUAUAUGUUAUUGAAUUCGUUGGCUAUACUUAUUAUAAGACAUUCCCGUUAUCUCCGGAGUGGUUUUUUUUUUCGUCGACUUAACGAAAAUGUAGGUAUCUAAUUUAUUAAUAAUGUAUUGUUAUUAUGUCGAGGGCGACGUAAUCGAGUUUCAAGUGGAUUAUUUAUAGUGACUAUUUGGUAAUAUAUUUUGUACACGAAUAAAUAUUAGGAAAGUCACCAAAAAUUAUUUUAUUAUUUUUAAUUUAAAUAAUACGUAUAUUAUUUAUGUAUGGUUUUUUUUUUAGGGAAGAAGGGCUUAAGUCAAUUUUGUAUCGUUUUCAAUACAAGCAAAUGAAUUGUUGAAAAUUGUUAAAUAACAUAAUGGUAAAUGGUUAAUGGUAAAUAAUUGAUAAAUGGCCUAACCUAAACAUCACGUUCUAUAUGGUUCAAGUCGUAUAAUUAUACGACUUUCGCCUUUUUGUCAAACAAAAAAUGUAUCAAAGUGACUUGAGAUAUUUUGAUAUUCGGCAUAGCAUUUGUUCGAAAAAAUACAUACACUUAUGUCGGUUAGAUCGAAAAAUCAUGCUUUUUUUCCCCUGCAUGGACUAAAGAUAUAAUGUACGUGUCUGAGUAUCGGGCAAUGAAUAUACAAAAUACAUGUUGGAGGGAGGUUACCAAGUAUAGAGCGAUUGUAUGUGCUCUCGAGGAGCAUAGGUAUGUAUAGUUUAUCGGUGUAUUUGUAUUGCAAGGAAGCCUUGAAAGCCUCGAAAAAGAAAAAAAAAGACGGGCGGGUGAUUGCAGUGGUUGGAAGUAGAGGGCUACUAGUUGUACUGUAGCCGCUACAACACUCGGCUAAGAAGAUAUUUGAAUUGCACGCACAAAUGCUGUACUACUAGUGCUACUCCGUAGUGAACCCAGCAAGAGUCAUUGAUAGUUUAGCGAACCAAACGUUUUCGCGAUGUAACGGCCGAUAAACCGCUGCGCAUAUUCGGGCGAACAAAUUCCCAAACAACCGAUCGAAACACCGAUGUACUAAACACGCCUGUCGAUUCGUAUACGUAUUUCGUACGCGUACAAAGUUCGAUCACCGUUCGAACAGCCUCGAACCCGGCGGCGGGCGGCGGCGGCGGCGGCGGCGGCGGCUGCGGGAUAAUUAAUACGCACGCGAUAUUAUUAUUGGCAAGGGAGAAGAAAACACGUUCGUUACCUUACCUACAUUUUAAUUGCGGCGUUCCUCGCGCGCGCGCAUACCUGCACGGCAAUAAUGAUAGUAUUUCGAGUGAUUCGAUAGGCGCGUCACCGGCCGGCCACCGCGGCGUUGGCCGGCGAAAAAAACGGAGGAGUCCGCGCGUCUCACCCGAUCGUCCCGACCGGUUGUUGGCCCAGUGACGUAUAAUAAUAAUAAUAAUAAUAAUAAUAAUAAUAAUAUAAUAUUAUUAUAAAAUGUAGUGUGGCGAACGGCCGCGCGGCGCGGAGAUAGGAAGUCGGGAGCAUCGAACUUCUCGGCCGCCCCCCCCCCUCCCUUCUUUCGCCGACGCCAAGAUGAGCUGGCACCGCCGUCGUCGUCCGCGGUCAAUAUUAUUUAUUAUAUAGCUGGUACGAGGACGCGCGGUGCCAACUGCGGCCGCCGCGCCGUGACCGGACAACCAACUCGCCGCGGACGCGGCCGGCCGGCGGUACGUCCUUUUACGUGUCGCUCGCGAACGUAAUUAUUAUAUUAUUGUAGCGAAUCGCGUCCCGUGCCUGCGUGCGCGGGUCGUACGAAAUGUCGCCUUCGUCAUAAGUAAUACUAUUCCGGAACUCGGUAGUAUUCUGCGGACGUUUCAAUAUAGAAAAUCGGUCGAAAAAACCCCGACCGAAAAAAAAUGAAAAAAAUAAUAAUUAUGAUAACAUCAGUAACAUUGUAAAACACGAAAAGAUACGGAUGUACUUCGCACGAUGGGUGGUCCGCUGCUGUAGGUGAGAAGUUGGGAAGGUAGAGGGUAAAUUUAUUAUGUAAAUCUGUUCGCAACGAUUGACCAUCAUUGUCAAUGAAAAACAAUUCUGAGUGGAGUGUUGCUUUGUCAACAAGUAUUAUCAUUAAUUAUAUUAAUUGUUUAAUAUUGUAAAAUAACUAAUUUGAAUUGAAAUUAAUUCGAAAUACGUUUUUGAAUUGUAUUACACAUCUGAAUAUGUGCAGAUGAUUGAAAAAAAGAUUUUUAUGUAUGACAAUUAUUGAUUUCAUGCUACGCGAGCGGAUUUCAAGUUGAUUUUAAUUUUCGGUAUAGGUUUUGGAUCCCAUACAAUUUUGAAAUAACGCCUCUGCUAAGCACAUCUAAUUAAGUCGCCAUUUAAUCUGUCCAAUAUUGUCUUGGACGGCCCCUUUGUAUUUUUCUAAUUUAACUUUCCGACUUAAGCUUUCUCCAAAAGUCCGUUUAAUGUUUAAACGUGACCUUUAUACUCGAGUCAUUUGCUUAUCAAUAAAACCUCGAAUAAAAAAAAUUUGUUUUUUUUCUUAUGUAUAUUUGUGUUAGGCUUCUUUGUCCGUGGAUUUUUUGGGCGAACACCGAUAUAAUAAAUAAUAUAUUAUUUUCGACUUAUGUAUUAUAUACUCGUCGUCUCGUUACAUUCGUAAAUCCCCUUCCUCGUCUCGUCUUUUUCACCCUAUAACUCCAAAAUGACAUUGUGUGAAUACUUACUACUAUAAUAAUAUUUUACAUUUAGCUCCCACAGGACGAAAAACUGCGUGACGACGCAAAAAAAAAAUGUUCCGGAUACCUAUUUUUGUACUAUAUUAUAAUAAUAUUACUAUUACUACUAUAAAAUACUACUGUUAUUUAUUAUUAUUGUUCUCUCUAUAUAUAUAUGUAUAUUUUUUUAUGGAAGUUAAAACAGUUUUUUAAUUAACAAACGAUGCGCGUGAGGUUCCCUCGUGAAACUCCUGACGAGUAGACCCCAUCAUGAUCAACGGUAGUCUUGUACAAUUAUUAAUUAUUGUUCUCGUAAUUAUAAUGAAAAAAAUAAAAUAACGCUGAAGAAGGUUAUAUUUAUUUAGUAGUAGAUAGGUAUAAACCAACAAAUUCGGCUCCAAUUAAUUAAAAGUAUAAUAUAAUAAAUACGCGAAUUGUAUGCAGUUCACUGGAGCUUUUGCAUUUUCUACUUAAGAGGUAGGUAGUUGACGAAUUCAUAAUAUAUAGCUAACGAGAAUACAUUGUGAUAUGGAGACAUAAAGUCAAAAAAUGAUAACUGUGGUCGGAUAAAUAUUUAUCAUAUAAUGUGAGAUCAUUCAUUUUCUUUAUAAUAUUGUUUUACGAUAAAAAUAGACUUCCUCCGAAACAUAAAACUAAUUUUAUUCGGUAAACGAAUGUGGUAAAUAAUAUUAAAAUCGAAUGAGCUUAAAUUAUUAUAAUUAAGUACCUCUUCUCGACAUCAGCUCUGAGUCCUGAGUAUAGGUUAUUUUAUUAUUAUUGUUAUAACGGUUUAUUCGAAAUUGACCACAAUAUACCUAUACAGCAUACUAGAAAACGGAAAAUCGACAUGAUCAAAAACACUUUUACUAUUUGAUUAUCAUGUUAUACAUGGGUAUAGUUUAGGUAUUUCGAUAUCAAUGCUCAUUGUUACACAUGUUUUCGUUUUAUACGGACGAGACAAUAGCUGGUGAAAUCCUACAAUGAAAAUUCUGUCGUUACAUAUCGUUUGAAAAACACUAAUUAGAAAAUGUAGGUAUUGAAAAUAUUUUUAUACGCUGCUUAUAACUCAGUGUUAUAUAGUGUAUGCCACUCAAAUGGUAAUAUGAUAUAAAUUUCAGCUGGAUAGACUUAGAGUGUAAUGUAAGUUUUUUUAGGAAAAUCCAUGGUUCUAAAUGAUACAUUUUUAGAUUGUUAGCGGAACGAGGAAUGUAUUUGUUUAACAAUUAUAUGUUUAUUUUUUUAUAUUGAACUGUGGUUGUACUCUAGAAAGUCAAUGUUUGAUUUUUUUCAGAGGUUUUCAAAAUAAAUGGGGAAAAAUUGGAAAAAAAAAACGUAGGAAAAACAGGAAAAUUUACGAAAUGUAUUAUUUUUAAAUCGUAAAUAUUAUAGCUUUUCAAAACACGUACAACUGAACUUCACUCAGAAUCGUUUAUGGUUAACAAUGAUUAAUCGUUGACUACAGAUAUACAUUUAAAUUCCCCUCUAUCUUCUAACUUCUCAUCUGUAACAGCAGUUCACCUAUCGUGAGAAGCAUGUUCGUUUGCUUUUUGCCUACAAUUUCAAAAUUUUAAAUCUCGUGUUGCGCACAUGGGGAAUAAAAAUUACAUUUUCUUUAACGGAAACAUGAUACACCAAUUUUAAUAUCAGAUUUGAAUAGUUAUAUUUUUCCAAGCAGCUUAUUUGAUCAAUAUAAUUUUUUUCUAAUUCGAAAUUACCUGAGAUACAAACAUGUAAAAUUGAUAAAAAAAUAUAAUACUAUUUUAAUUUAUUGAACAUUAGUAUGCAGUUGUAACUAACAUUAGUUGCUUGAAAAUAAAGGGUUUACAUUAUUAAUAUUACCUCAAAUUGUGUAUUUUGGUACCUCCAACCACCACUCGUUUGAAUAAUUUCGUGUUAUCAUUUGAUUUAAACAUGCUGUAUAUAUAAUAUGGGUUAACACAUUUACAAACACUAUACGAUUUACAAAAACGAGUACCUACAAUAUAGCCUGCAUACAACAACCAGCAGUAUAUUACAAAUAAUUUUUUUUUCUUAUAAUAUAAUACGUGCAGGUGUUCAACGCAGGUAUAUUGGCAAUGGUUCAAUGGGUACGUUUCGAGGGUUGGUCUGACUAUAGGUACGUAUAUACUUGCAAAAGACUUUGACUGGGUGUGCACCGUGCACAUACACACACACACUCACACACACAUACAUACACAUACACACACACACACACACACACACGGUGAAAGACGCUGAGGUAUUUCGCUUUGAAAAUAUUAUUACGUCAUCGUCGUGUAUACCUAUACGGUAUAUAACAAUGCUUUGUGCGCUUAUUGUGUUUUCUUCCGAAAAGAAAUAAAAUCGUACACAUAUGGCUACGCCAUCAUAAUAAUAGUAGGUAGGUAGGUAGAUAGGUAUAGAUAUACAUUUUCAUUCGGAGCACGGAAAUAAGUAUUUAAAAAUACAAAUCGAACACACGCGCGUACGCGAGAGCGGAGGAGUGAGUUUUUAAUAUUCAAGACGAACAGUUUGACAUUUGAAUGAUAGGUGUGACUGAAAUAAUAAUAUUAUUAUUAUUAUUAUUAUUAUCAUCGAUUCACCGUGACGGAAUACGUAUGGUCGGUUGGGUUUUUGACCCGUGUUGAUUUUUCGACGAGCGUUUUUUUACACGUCCCCGCGCAAUGUAUAUCUAUAUAAUCGUACCUAUAUAUAUUAUACAAUUUUAGUAUUCGGUAGGUAACCGAGCCUGCAUAAAUUAAACAAUAAAAAAAGUCAUCAUGAUCAUAAUAGUGUUAAGUCUCCGUAUCCGGUAGUAUUAUUACUAUUUUUUUUUGUACUCUAUAGCUACUGUAGCGCAAGUUCAAAACUCCAUAACGCAGACUAUAUAACUAGUUGUCAUCGAUGAAUAAUCAAUGUUAUAUAAUUAGGUGUACCUACAGUUUAAUUGGUUAAUAAUAAUAAAAAAAUAUCAAAUAGAAUAUUAUUAUAAUCCUUCAAAUACGGUUCAUCUCAUCAUAAUAUUUAGUUGCAUAUAUCUAUACUUACGUUUGAUCUAUGACGAAACGUUCCGCGAUAUUAACCUACAUUUUUUUAUUUUUUUUUUUUUUUUUUGCCAGCUCGUGGAAAUGAAUUACAGUAAUAUAAUAAUAAUAUAAUAUACAAACACGAAUAGGUACCUAUGUUUUUUUUUUCAAUUUUAUUGUUAUAAAAUUGCAUUAUGAUAUCUAGAUAGGUAUCUAUUUUUUGGCGGAUAAUUUCGUGAGAAAGUGGUCAUGGGCUUUGUGUCGCCCGCGCGCGUUAAAUAAUUGGUCUUAAUAACACCGUCGUCGUGAGUAAUAUGAUUUUAUGCGGGGGCGAAGGAGAGGGUGCUAGUGUGCAGUUGUGCAAAUCCGUGUGUACGUACCUAUAACCUACUACGUUAUUCUUGUCGUUUUGAUUUUGGACAGCGUUAAUAAUAAUUUUACCCGUUUGUCUCGGAAAUGCCUAUUAUGUUGCGAAGGAAAAUAGAUUUCAUCAAAUUACGUAGGUAGGUAUAGGUAUCGUGUACCUCGUUGUAUUGUAAGAUACGACGGGUUAUUAUAUUGGAAAAAAGACCAGUAGUGGCUUUUCAAUGGUAAAAUACAAUAUUCUAUGUUUUGUUGUAUGAUAACAAGGCUUUCAAUGCGUUAGACUAUAAUACACUCGAUGUUGUAGAAACUCUGAAAUGAUACCAUAACUAGGUACCUAAUAUUUUUUUUUAUGCUCAAUUAACUAUACUCGUAUAGGUACCCUAUGUAGUUUUAGUAUUUUAGUAACAAAUGUCCCAUGUAUACAUAGGACGUUUGUUGAUGUUUGAUGUAGGCAAUAAUAUUAGAAUUUAACUAAAAAAAAAUUGAAAUAUUUAUAUUUAAGUUUACCUGAAAAGUAUUGAUUGGAAGGAAUUAAACAAGUUCAUUAAGAGAAAGUAAGAAAUAUUGAUUGGUAAUAAUGUAUUAGAGAUAUACACAAAUAGAAGUCGUGUUGACGACUAAGGCUCUUGAAGAGUUCUUGAGCUAAAGAAGAGAUAAUAGAGAGUGAUAGAGAUAGAGACACACACACUUUUAUAGUUUUACAUUAUUAGGUACAUUAAAUUUCAUAUAGGUAAUUCGGUAAUUAUCUUAACAGUUGAUAAUAAAAUCAUCAUGUUGUAUAUUUUUAAAUACCUACCUCUAUACAUAUAUAAUAAAAUUAAAAUAGUAAUAAUAAUAAUUUAUACCUACAAUUUUUUUAUUUUUUAAAUUUCUAUUCGUACCUAGAAGUAUCUAUUAAAAAUUUUACUUUUUUUAUUAUUAUUCAUUUAUUUUACUUAUAACGGUAAAUGUAUCACGAUGAAGAUAAAAAGACGAGUAGGUACAUACGAAUAUUUGAUAUAGAACGGAAAAUUGAAAUUCCAAAAAACUCGUUAUAGAGUUGUUGAAUUUAACAACAUAUAGACGAGAGUUUAUUUUUGAAACCAGUUUUAGUUCAUCCGCAGCGGCUAAAGACGAAAAAACUAACGCAUAUUUUGCUGAAAUGUUGUACCUAUAUACGCGUUGUAUCUAAAGAAAUCCAUACCUAUUAUUAUAUGCUUAUUGCUUAGAUAUAGGCAAGAAAAUACUAUGGUCGAAUCGUUGAAUCAAACGAUGCAAAUACAAAACUAGUUUCGAUAAUAUACCGAAAUCAGAAUUAUAUUGUUUUUUUUUCACAGUUUGAACAGUUAAUUAGGUAUAUAAUGCUGAAUUUUAUGGUUAACUGAUUUUUUUAAUUUUUAAAUUCAUACCGUUAAAUUUUUUAUCAUAUUAUAAUUAAUUUUAAAUUUCGUAUUUUUCGAUACAAAUUACAAAUAAAUAAUAAGUAACUAUACAACGUUUAAUCGUUUAUAGGUUAUAUUUUAUGAUUAUUAUAAGAAUAACGAAUAGUGAUAAUAUAGAUGGUCGGACUCGAGAGUCUAUAGUGUCUUGAGCCUGGUCAAAAUAUUUCGGUUGAUCUAUAGAUUUUGAUCUGGGGAAAAAAUCAUGCUAAAUUAUCAAAUGUGUUAUACAUUUUGUUCCUAUAAUCCUCAAAAAUAGAUCCGUAGUCAAAAGUUCGAUUUUUUUAUUUUUCGAUUUUCACUUCUUUUUACAAUAAUGUCAAUAAAUUAAAUAUCAAGUUCAAAUGACACGAAAAUAUGUAAUUAUUUUCUUGAAGUAUGACAAUAUUUGAAUUAUCUAUCAAAUGAAAAGAAAAAUUCAAGUGAAUAUCGAAAACAUUUAAUUUUAACUUUAAAUUACUCCUUUCUUCGUUGGUCAGCAAAUUUUGGGAGUUUGUCCUAGUUUUCCAAAAACAUUGUGAUGACACCACUUGCAAUUGGUUUAAUCAUAUAAUCUUACUUAUUGUGACAAUAAAAAUACAAUUCACGAUUUUGAAAAUGUUAGUUUUGUUAAUAACUUAUACUUAUCUUUAUCUAAUAAUAUAGUAAGUACCUACUCUGAACACUUAUGCAGUUAUUUCUUGUACAAAAACAAAAUUAUCGACAGCCAGACAAUUGUGAUAAUAUUAGAACAUUACAAGGGUAAACCAUUAAUAUCGGGGAUAUUAGAAGAGUGCGGGUCGUCGGUGGUUGCGUCAUAUUAUUAUUGUAGAGCUCUAUAUAGUGUAUAUAAAUAGGUUUUCGGAUUGAAGUUCAAGUGCGUAAAAACUAGUCACGUUAUUGUGUCAAUGACAAGACUAUAAUAUAAUACCUCAUAUUAUUUCCUUUCGUUUUUCACAUGAUUGUUUUACGUAGGUAUAUCAAACGAUGCUCGUUCGUGUUAGUUUGCACGGGAUUAAUGUUGAGUAGGUAUAGACACUAUAUAGGUAUAUACAUAAACACAAGGCAUAAGAAACAAAAAAAAAAAAAACCUUUCUCUUUUGAAAUCAAUAUUUAAGACACUGCGCAGCAUGUCUGCAGCGCUUGUACUUUUCUUGGUUACUCUUAAGUAAAAUAAUUGAACUGUACACAUCUGCAAAAUAGUAAUAUAGUCUCGUGACAAUUUUCGAUUUGUUCGUCGUACCGGACGAAAUAUUAUUAUAUAGGUGGAGUAUAUAGACGAACAAAUCUCGUUUCCGUAUACGAAAUCACUUAAUUUCCAUAUGUUAAAAAAACCCAACCCGGUUUUGGAAUGUUGUUAUUAAGUCGCGGCCAGGCACCGUUGUUCGUCCUACAUUCUUUCGCCCAUCUUUCAUGUGACCACGCUAUGUAUUUUAUUACCGAACAAGUGAACAUACACAGUAAACAUGGAUGCCCUCACCCAUUUGUUCACUUUACCUUGGUAACGUAAAAAAUAAUCAUAAUAGGAACUCGCUAGAAAUCGGAUAUAAUAUUUCGUUUCAUUCAAUAUAUAGGACCAAAAUUAUAGAUUUAUAGCCAACAAUUACAGAAGCCGAUGUUAAAUAAACUUUAAAAAUAUGUUAUCCAAAAUCCGAUUAUACCUAUAUUUUAGGACAUUUUCGUUAGUGAACUAUAAGUAUGAUUUACCUAUUUAUUUUAUAUUUGUGCAUUUUAUUCAUAUAAAAGAAAGUUUAAAUACUUUAGACAGAAGUUAAAUUUAUGUCAGAGAUUAAAAAAAGAAAAAAAAACAGUUAUUCUUCGAGAAACCGAAUGAAUAAAAACCACGUAAAUUAUAGCGAUGUGUUAAAUGUAAGUAUAAUAAUAUAUGAAUUAUAUAUAUAAGAAUUAAGUAAUGUAAAAAGUAUUAAAUUAGAAUUAUGAAGAUACUCUUACUGAACUUAGGUAGGUACUCGUAUAUAUUAUUAUUUAAAUAAUAAUACAGUACACUUUUCAGUGAGUCCUUACUUUUGUAAAUUGUAUAUAUUUUGGAAUCUUUAUACCGUGAAGUACGAACGUUAUAAUAAUAUAAUAUUUGACAUAAGCCUCGCCGAUAACCUUCUCAAACUUAUAACUAUUCAUUUUUGUUAAUAUAUCGGACCUUGAUCACAUAGUAUAAGGCUUUUACUCGCAAACCGAAUAACUGUCACCGCGGUGUCCCAUGAUAUCGAACAAAAUAAACAUAAAUACUAAUAUUUUUUUAAAUGAUUGUUCGAAAUAAAUACGUUACAAAACUUUCCACUGCUGCAGACGAUUUCAUGUAGUUAGCUAUAUGUUACAUGUAAUUGGCUCAUAAACCUUGGAAGGGCUUGAAUCCUAUCAUAAUAUUAAAUAAAUACAGUGGCGCAACCAAGGGAGCAUUAAAAAAAAAAUAUAAGAGAAUUUAAGAUUCCUUUAAUUUAAGACCUCCGGGGAGGAGGGAUUAAGUUUCACUAGCCCCCUUUAAUGCAUAAUUAAUACGAUUUUACGUAAAACACUUCUUUUUAAAAAGAUCUCAUAUAUAUAUAAUAUAUUUCAUAUUAUAAUAAUAACAAUCAUAUAAAAUAUUGUAAAUUUGAGAGCCCUAAAAAACGACAUACAAACUUUGUUUGUUUUGACAUUUUAAGAAUUAAUAACUCUAAAAUAGUAUAUUACCAUUAUCUUUUUGUCACCCUUAUUUUUAGGAGGGGGCCAAACAACAUUUUAGAGUUGUUUGUUUCUUAAAUCAUCAAAACUAAAUUCCGAAAAAAAUGAAUACUUUCCGAGAUAUCGCAAUGAGUAUAUCUUCGUGGAAUACUCUAGUACCCUACAUAAUAUUAUAUUAUAAUUAAUAGUCAAUAUUUGUCGUACUUGAAAUGCAUAUAUUAUAUAUAAUAUGUGUUGCAUAAUGCAGUCGUCUGAUGUAAAGAUUAAGCAUAUAUAACAACUUUGAUUCCCACAUUAAUUUUAUUAUUAAGUUUAUCGUUGCAAUUCACUGUUUACUCCUGUUUAACCUAACAUAUUAUGUAUGCAGGUACUGAUUAAUAUAUUAAUAUAUAAUUGCUUAUUAUAUACUGCAAUGUAAAUGUAAUAUUAGCUAAUAUUAUAUUGUAUAUAGACGAAUAAAUAAUAUAUGACACACCUUAAUGACCUUUAAAAUAUAUUAUAGGUAGAUAUGAUUUAUAUAAAUUACAGUAUUAUUAUAUCAUGCGGUGUGCUAGACUGUAUGCUAAAAUAAAAAUAGAUUAUUAAGUAACAAAUUAACGAAGAUAUUCUAAAGGUUCAAAUUAUUAUGAUAUGUGAUAUUUUUGAUAGAUGACAAUGGUACUCGUAUUCUUGAAAUAAAAAUCUUUAUAGUGCAAUUGUGUUUGACCCAAAUAAUUUUUAUAAUAAAAUGUAAUUUAAAAAUCAUUUGAUUUAAUAGGUAAUCAUAACGGUCUAUUAGUUUGAGAGUAGGUGGUUAGAAGACUAUCCAAAAUCCUUGAAAUCCAACAUUAAAAUAAAACAUUUUUUUUUUUUUUUGAUGAUAAUAGUUUAUAUUUGAGUAGAGAAACUUUUGAAUUCAUGUACAUAAUAUUAACAGGAUACGAUAAGAACAUGCAGAUGACCGUGGUUUUUUUUGUUGUACUGGAACUCUGAAAUAUAUGUUUUAUUUAUAAAAUAAAGAGGGACAUUCUAUUUCAUCAGGUAGGGUAUUAGAUGUAUAAAUAAAAAUAGAUAAAUUGGCACACCUAUAUUAUAAUCUACCACAACCGACUAUAUUUAAAUUGAAGGAUUGCGGGUUGGCGGGGAUAAUCACCGUGGGAAUUAUGUUUAACUUUUUAUCAAAUGUUUUAAAUUUAAUAUUGUGAAAAAAAUCAAAUUAAGAUGAUCUCUUGAUUUUGAUUACCCAAAAAGAGUUUACAAGAAUCAUCAUGUCCCUAAAUCGAAAGAGAUUAGUAUAUAUUAUUGUAAAUUGUAAUUUUUUGUAAUAAAAUAGGUACUUACAAUACAUUUUUUUAAAACUGUAUUUUUAACUUUUUUACGAUUUCAAUUUCUCUUGUUUUUUCUACAUUGUAUAUAGGCAUUUUUACUAUUAUAUAAUCUAUAAACUGUACCAUACAAAAAGUAUAUCAUAGUUUUAUUAUAUACAUGUGAUCAUCCUAUAUUAUACCUGUUAUUCACUAGCUUUCAUCCCACCUUAAAAUGUAUAAAUUAUACAUUUCUAUAUAUAUUCAAUGUAAUAUAGAGUAUUGGAAGUAUAAUUUUCUGUUAAAUAGUUAUUAUUAAUUCACAAUAAAAGUGUUGCAGGUUAUACAUACAAUUCACUAUAUAGUUAAUGUUAGUCUUAGUAGAUUAAAAAUAUAUGAACCAUGUAUUAGAUAUUAGUUCUGGUAUAGUAUCGAUAUUAUUUCAAAAAAAUCAAUUAUUAUACCUAUUUCAGAAAAAAAUAAUUUUAAAAUGUUGAAAUAAAUAAAUUAUUAUUUACUGGUUGAUUGUUACAUUAUUGUGUAAUGUUAUAAUACUAGUUAUCGGUGUGUCUGAUUACUAAAAAUGUGCAAUUACUCGUAAAAAAUCGUUUGUGUCGUUUAUAGUUAGUAUUUGAAUAUGUUUUUAUUUUUAGUCAUAAAAUACAAAAUUAUAUUUGUUUAUUGCACCAAAAAAGUUUAAUAUUGUAGUUAUUAAUUUAAAAUUUGUUUUUGUUUUUUUACAGUUUCAUUAGCUGGAAUGAGGAUAAAAAUAUAUGCGGCCAUUUUGCUGGUCGUCACUCUUCCAUACGUCUUGUCUCAGGUACAUUACACUUUAUUUAUCAUUUUUACUUUACUGUACUUAUCAUUAUAGUCAUUGCUCAUUAGUCAUUACUCAUAACUAUUAAAAUAUAGUUUAUAAUAAAAAAAAAUCUAUAUUCCAUCUUGUGGAAACACAAUUUUAUUUUACUGUUACAUCAACAGGCCUAUAUUAUUUCAGUUACCUAAGGAUAUAAUAAUGAUAAUUCUGUUGACAAUUUCAUUAUUUUCUACCUAUUCAAUGUAUAAUAUAUAAUAAUCUACAAUCUCAGACACUGUGGUUCGUGGUUACGUUUAUACGUUCACUUCAAAUUAAGCGUAAUGAUGUAACACGUUUUUAUAUUAUACUCUUUAUUCGCGUCUUUUAUUAUAAGACCAAAAAAUUAAAAUGAAUCAAAAGAUAUAUAAUAUACAAGGGGAAAGUGUGGCAGUUGGCAUAUUAUAGGAUACCUAACGAAUUUUUAUAUCAUAAACUUAACUCAAUCCUACCUAUAAAUCUUGCACGGUUUAUCAUCGAGAAAUAACGUAACUACAAAUAAAUCCACAAUUAUAACAAAAUAAACUUGUAUUGCUUAAAACUUUUAAACGAACAAAAAAUUACAUUAAUUUUCUAAAAUAAAUAUAUUUAUUUUGUUGUAAAGUAAACUGGUCGUUGUCAAAAAUAAUUUUGGUGCUCUAUGUACUUUUAGUAUUCAAAUUAUAACACGAAAUUGACCACAUCAUUUUAACCACAUUUUCAUUUCUAUAAAACAAUUAUAGAAAAUGGAGGAAGUAUAUAAAACUAAGAUAUUAUAUUAAAUAUUUAAUUCAUAAUUAGAAAGGUUUCAAUAUUAUGUAUCCAUAUUGCGUAAACUAUAAUAUUUAGUCAAAUAUUUAAUACUCUUUUUCCGGUAUCCUUGUAAAUUAAUAAGUUUUAAAAUUAUAUUAUUAACCCUACGAUUUUAUUGUAAUUUUUUGAAAUUUUAGGUUAAAUAAACAUAUUUCGGGAGACAGCAUGAUGGGUACCUACUUAAACCGAAUAGUUCUAUGAAGGUAUAGUUAUAGAUUAUCUAUACGUGAAAACGAAUCUUUGGCCCAAAAAAAGUCGACUAGGAGGAGGAAUUAUCCCCCAAAAACUCAUUCAAGCCCCUCAAGUCCUUAUGAAGUUAAUAUUAAGUAUAUAUAAUCAAUAUUAUGGGGACUUAAACCUCUCAAAUAUUAUAGAUAUAUGCGUCUACAUACACACUAAAAAACAAAUUCACAUUUCAGUACUAUUAAUUUGAAGUUUCAGUGUCUAUGUGGCUAUAUAAUAUACAUAUAUGUGUUAUAAAUAUUUACACAUAGGUACUCUGUGAAAGUGGCACGCAUACAUCACGAUAGUAGAAUAAUAUUUUUACGAUAACACCUUAUAAUAUUUCUCGAGGGAAUUUUUAACUGUUGUGGUAAUGUGGUCGAACAACUUAUACGCGUGUAGCUCUCCAGUUACCUGCACCAGCUGCACAACCGAUGUAUAGCCGAUGUACUAACGAUUAUGUAAAAACAAUUUUUACCUACCUUCCAUGUAUACAAAGUUGCGUCAUUGAAAUAAGUUAUGAAACUUUUUAUUGAAACCAUUAAAACUUUUAAAAUGUUUCUACAUGAUAUAAUAUGGACCAGUAACGUUCGAUUACAUACGACUCUAUAAAUCGUAUAAAUCGUACACCCUGACACAUAUAUUAUAUGAAAAUAUAAAAUGUCCAUAUAAUUUAUAGAACUAAAUUUAAUAAUAAGUUUAAUUUCUUGUAUCUAUAUAAGUUAAAUACCCAAUCAAAAUAAAAUUGAAAUCAUAAUUUUGUUAUUUUAUCAAAAAAAUAAUACAAAUUUAUUUUUGGUCAAUGGCCACUGCAGUUACAGACAGGCUUCUAUUAUUAAACAAAAAUAAAUACAAUACAUAGACAAUAUGAUUUUCUGAGUAGGUAUUACAAUUAUUAUUUUGACGUAAAAAUUCUGUAACAACAAAGUAUAAUAUAAUGUUUUAUGUUGAGUCUAUCAUAUUGUGUAUGUUUUAAUUUUAAUUGAAUUUAUUUCUUGAAUACCUUUUGGUGGUUCUUAUUAAAUUGAAUAUUUGAAAGGUACGAAAAAAUCGAUAAACAAACUACACAGUAGCUACCUAUCUAUAUCUAUUCCCAGUUAUACUAUAAUAAUACGAUAACAAUAACAUAGCUUAAUUAAGGACGUUCUUUGAACUUCCCAACUUAACUCUAUUCAAAUUAAUAAUAUAUAUAUAAGAAAUCAAUCUCUAAACAAUAAAAAAAAUCAAUAUGAAAAAGUGUAAAAAAUAUAAAUAUAAAUAAAAUAAAAUAUAUAAUAGUUACGAUAAUAAUGUUUCACGAAACAGAAUUUCUUCAUUUUUAGUUUCUAUAUAUUAAAAUAAAUUCAUAAUACACAUUUCGUAUACUUAUAUAUAAAAAUAGUUGAGACUUAACCAUGAGUAUGCAGGUAGGUAUAAAAGUUAUGUUAUAAAGGUGUGUAAACUCCCAUAACUAAUUAUUAUAGUAACAACAAGUAUUUUCAAUGGUAUUUUUCUUACACGCCGUGGCCUUGACUCUUUGACCAGGUUGGCGAAUGUAAGGCGGUUAUUUUAAUAAUAAUAUUAUCGUGAUGUUUUUGGAUUUUAAAAAAAUAUUUAAGAAUAAUUCUUAUAGUAUAAUUAUACAUGUUCACACUAUUUUAUCGACGUUUAUAAUAUACAGUUAUAAUAUGUAAUAUUAAAUCAGUAAUCAUUUUCUACUUACCUAAUUAAAAUUUAUAUUAUUAUACUUUUAGUAGCGCAUAGACUAUGGGUGGUUAUCAAGUAAUGCAACUGCGUGCGUGUUCUAGAGGGGAUUGGUAUAAAUUAUCACUGGCGUAUUGGUGUCACAGAGCAUCUUAAAAAUACUUAAAAAGAAAAAUUGUGUGGGUGAAUGCUGGAUACAUUUGUUAACUCCGUAAACUCUCAAAAUUCCUCCAUGCACCACUGUCUACUUUGGACUAUUUUAUUGACCAAUGUUUAUUACUUAAUAGUUAUUCUGCACGGUUUUUCCCGUGUCAGUAGAACGAAAAACAAAAUGAAAAAAUAAAAACAUGUUACUCCGUGAUUCUCUGUUUCAAUCUUCUUUACUAUCACUGCAGUUAAACGUUGUAGUCUGCCAAUUUAAAAAAAAAAAUACAUUUUUAUUUCGUUCUUCAGCCUUUAAAAGUUAAAUAUUGAGUAAAUCCUUUCUUAGUAGGUUAACUUCCAAGAUCCUCUCCUAUUUACGCUUAUGCUAUAAAUCCUCCCGAGUCUCAAGCAAUGCGUGUGCAAAAUUUGGUGCCAAUUGGUUCAGGGUUUUUUGAGUUUAUAAAUCACGUACAAAUUUUAUUUUAGAUUCUGAGCGUAUCGAGCUAUUGGUUUUACUAAAAUGUUAAUUUUUUUUUUCUUUGUUUUAGUCUGUGGACGCGUUAUUUUCUAGUAAACUUGCUUCAAUUUUUACAUGUAGCAACUUUCCUGAAAGUUCAAGUUAUCCAGAUGGUAUUUUAAAGAGGUUAUUUUUUGAUUUUCUUAAAUGGGAAAAAAAGUAGGAAAACGUACAGUUUCACGAUUUCAUUAUUUUAUAAAAACAGGGACCACGUUUUCUACCAAAAAAAAAAAAUGAUUUAAUCGAAACAUCGCAUGAGACAUUUUUGUUGCCUUUUUAAUUUACUUUUUUAUGGUAUUAUCGCCAAAACUAUUUUCAUAGGUUUAUAUAAUUAUGAAUUUAUAAUUUGAGUAUAAUUAAAAAGUUAGACAGAUAGGCAAAUCGUUAUGAACGCUACCUCCUCAUACCUCGGAGAUUCAUUAUCCUGUCAUGGGUGAAAAAAAAAAUAGGAUGUAUUAUAAUGUAUUAUUGAUGAAUGUUAUUGUUGGAGAAACAUCAAGUGAUUAGUGAACAAACGGUUCACUUGAAAUAAGUAAACUAUAAUCCAUAUGUUGGCUUUAAAGACUCUAAACAGGGUUUCACACUAUAGUAUACAAUGAAGGUACUACAAUGCCGUUUUAAGAAUCAUUGAGUUAAAUGAUUUUUAAAAAAAAAGUUUAUUUUUUGUUAAAACAAAUUUUCUUUUUCAGAAUAAUAUUAUCUAGGUACGUGUUACAUGUACCAUAUCUAUAUUCAAUACAAAUCAUUUAUUUAAUUGGAUUUAUUAUUACCGAGUGAUUUUCUUGUUUAUAAUAUACAAUUUUUCUGUUUUACAAUCAUCAUUGGGUUCAAUUUAUUAUUCUUCACCAUCGUGUUUAAGCACAGAAUAUAUAAUAAUUGUAUGUUUCCGUAAGACCGUAUUUGGCGCGUGAAUUUCUGCGUUUCUAAUGGCCUUAAUGAUUUUAUAAAAAAUAAAAAUAAAAAAACAGUAGAGGUAUAGGUAUAGGCAGGUAAGUAAGUACAAGACAAACAAAUUUAAUAGAUCUACGAUUUCUUACAAUUAAAAAAAAAAAACCUCUAAUAAAUGUAUAAUAUGUAUACGGUACAGCAUAUUAUUUUUUUUACGACUGACAUAAAUUUAUAUGUGUUGUACGGGAAUCAAUGUUAAUUUUAUUUUACUUUGAAUUAGUCCAAGGUUUUUAUUCGAUAUUACAUGUAGAUACUCACAUUGUGGUUUUUAAUACAUUUUAAAACGAAUAUUAUACAUUUUUUUUAUCGUUUUGCAUAUAAAAAAUUAAAAUAUAAUAUACGUGAGUUAUAUUUGAUAAAAAAUCGACAUAUUAUAUCUGUUGCAUAUAUACAUAUUUUCCUCGGAAUUAAAAAUUAUUUUAUGAAAAUUAUAGACGUUAAAAUGAAACGACCUUUCGUUCGUUGGGUAAUUUAUAAAAAAAAACCCGUUCGAUUCCAACACUUUAAACUUUAAACAUCAGUAAAUUAUAUACCUACGUAAUUCAUUACUCAAUUUUUCUGUAUAAAACAUUUGCAUACGUGUUUUUGUAAUGAUAGAUUAUUUGUGGAUAUUUUCUUUUGUCCCUUGAAAUGACAUGGUAGUACUCAUGUGGUACCCAUAUGCUGUGUCCGUCGUAAAAAUAACGUACGCGAGCUAAUUUGUGUUCUGCAGCGACGACUUAGUGCCGUUAUUUUUUUUCACAACAUUUUGUCUCGUGCAUAAUAAUAUAGCAACAAAGGCAUUUCAUAUUUCCACGAUGGUGAAUCUCUGAUUGAAUUUAGGGUAAAGAGACCUAUUAUACAUUUUAUUAUAAACAAGACUUUACAAGAUGACUUCGACCGAAUGAUUUUUUUAUUACAGCCAAGUUGUGUAGAGAGUACUAGAGACCCAUUAAAUAAUUAUUUUAUAUUUUAAUAUUUUUUUUAUGGAUAAUUGUGUUUUAUUUUUCUAAAGCGGUUACAAUCAAUUAAAACCAUAAUAUAUAGGCAGGUAUAGUCAUUAUUAAAAUUCAAGUGCCCGCAUUCCAUUUUCGUUACAGCCAGUCGCAAUGUAAUACGAGUACAAUGUGUAUAAUAUACCCUACUAUUAUACAUUAUGCCGCGUUGGUUUCAUUGAUAAUACAUUUUUACGCACUAUUUAGGCCACCUCGCCAAUCUCAUAUGGCCAAUGGCCAUAAAGCGGUCGGUUAUGGAGAAUUAUAAAGUAUUUCAUAAAAAUAUCGUCUGCCGAACUGCUAACGAACAGUUAACCUACUUCAUAUACUGUAUAGGUACCAUUUCGUAGAGAUGCCGCAUCGUAAAAAUAACAAUCCACAAAAUAUAGGUAUAGGUAUAUUAUAAGAUAUCAUUAUUUUCUAUAUGUAACUAUUCGUUAUUCGACCUUCGUAGCAAAUCGAGUUAUUUGCCCAAUGGAAAUAUGUCGCCAGAAUAAGCGUUACUGAUCGAUCGUAAAUAUUAUAUACAUUACAAUAAUAACAACAAUCCACGGUAAUAACUUUGAAAAAUCGAAUAUAAGAUGGACCGGCAAUUUAUAUAAUAAUACUAUGAUGGUUUAUCUCUGGAGAUGAACUGUAUAUAUUAUAUAUUAUUAUUAUUACUAGGUAUUCGAUUAAUUUAUUUUAGGACUUAGGUUUAAUUUUGUUCAGGAAACACUAUAAUAAUGUAACAUAAUAUCCUCUACAUUAAAAUUAAGGUAUAACUCAUUACUGUUAAUUUGUGUUAAUUAUUUAAUAAUAAUAAUCGUACAAAGUUUGUUUUCAUACUGUAUUUCUGUACUAUGAAUUUUUUAAAGUAAUAUAGCACAAACAUUAUUUUUAAAUACCCCGUAACCAAGAUUCAGACUGCAUCAAAAUCACGUUUAACCAAAACCGGACCGAACUGAAUCAGCAGUAGGUAAUGUGGUUUUCAGUGGUACCGAGCCGAAUUAAAUUACGUACCUACUUAUUCUACUGAAUUGUGAACACUCAUAACCGAGUCUUAAGUUUAUAUGUUAUUCUAUAAAUAGAACCUGACCGCAAUUCGAUCUGGUCUGAACUGAACACGCAGACCGAACCAAAUAUUAUGUAUUUUUGAGCUCUAGCCUUGAAAUUGAGAUAAAAAUAUAUCCAUAAAUGAUAAAUAUAAUAUGUCUUUCGGCAUUUCUAAUUUUUUGAUUCAAAUUUCUGAAAAAAGUUCAUAACAAUCCUUGCAUUUUCUUUCCGAUGUCUAUAAAUUAAUAUUUAUUUAUUAGCAUUUCAUAUGUUAUAAGUUAUAUGUAAUAAUAUACAUAUUAAACAAAAACGGGUUGGUACUUUUGUUAAUUGUAAGUGCUCUUAAAAUAAUUCCUCUAUGUGCUACUGAUCCAAAGUACACGAUAAUAAUAUCUAUCUGCAUACUACGAGUGGCCAUUCUUUAUUGUAAUCAAUCAUUGUUAUAGGAUUUUACUGAUUGUCAAGAUUAAUUAUUUUGAAAAACGUUUUAUCCGAAAGGUUUACUACUAUUAAAUUUUUAAUUAAGAAUUGUAACCAUUAUAAUAUUAGAUAUUAUAUUAUGCCCUCGAGCCCACCCGGGAUUGUAAUAUCAACGAGUCGAUUAUAAUUAUUUUUAUUACUAUAGUGAUAAAUACUCUCUCAUAGGUAGAGAACCUAUACAUGAAAUUGACAUGAACGCUAUCAAGACAACUAUAAUUAUUAACAAUUUAUCAUUAGAUGUUUAUCCUGCUGUGUUGCACAGUAUUUCGAGUAUUGGCCGGCAUCGUUUGAAAAUAUAUAAGUAUUUCAGUAUAUCUUAAACGUAUUAGUGCCAUAGUUAUCUACGUAGAUUAAUAAUUACAGAUAAUUGUGAUUAGUAUUAAUAUUAAUAUUAAAUACUUAAUAUAGUUUAUACAUUUUUUGAUAUACUUAUAAGUUAUUAAUUCACUUGUUUUCAACAAUCCGGUAUGGUCUAGUGGCUAGGAUACCUGGCUUUCACCCAGGAGGCUCGGGUUCGAUUCCCGGUACCGGAAUAAAUUUUUUUCCUAAUUUGAAUUUUUUUUUUAUUUUUUUCAGAUUCAAACUCCUGGAACAGGCCUAUUUUCUUGUCCAUCAGGUAAGAUUACUUUUUAUACUAUUGUGUAAUCAAAGAAUCAUAUAUAAUCAUAUUAUUAUAAUUAUUUUGACGAUGUUAUGAAAUUUGAUUGUUAUUGCGUAUUUUUAAGAUUUUACAUAGGUAUCAUGCCUAAAAAAUCUAAAAUUAUAAUUUGUUAUGAAUUUUAUACCUAUACUUUCACGUUUGUUCCAGUUACUAUACUGUUUUUAUAUUACAAUAUUAUUAUAUAAUAACACGUUUUCGAUUGAAGUAAUUAUACGCGUAAUGACUUCAAUAGUAUACAAUUAUUCUAAACUUUUCAUCCGCAUUUAUACUUGUAUAAUUGUAUUUCUAUAACUAUUGCAGACUGCAGUAAUACGCGUGUACCAACAAAGUAGUUACAUACCUAGAUCAUUAUUAUUCAGAUAUAUGUUUUACUAUUUUUCCUGGUAAAAUUAAAAACUUACGGAAAAGUCUUAUUGAUGCGUUACAGUGAAAACGAGAAGGAAAGAAAUUACUGGCUUCUGAGAUUCUGACGAUUGAAAUCUUCUUUCUCUUCGCGUUUACCUUACGAAAUACGUGUAAUAGUAAACUCUUAUUUUUUCUUCCAAAUUGUCCUAUCCCCAUCGUCAUUUUUUUCAUCCAGUUCCUCGUGUCCUCGUAUCUCCCCUUAAUCCUUUUAAUUAACCUCUAGCCACUUUAUUUGACGCAUCUCUUCCCCGGCUUCCCAUCUAUACUACACGGAUCUCUUCUUGACUAUUUAUCUUGGGUCGUUUACUCAACAUGACUAUCUCGUUUUUCCUGCUAUAAGCGUUUCUCUUAGACUAAGAACUUUUACCACACUUGGCCACCACACCACAUAUCCUGCAAUAAUUAACAAUCGUUUAAUUCCCACUACUCCCGGUUUUACGACAGGUUAUUUUAUUCAACGCCAGACCCGUAUAUUAAUAUUGAAUUAUUGUUAUUUCACUCGCACAGAGUAAUAAUACCUAAAGCUGAUACUAUAUUACACGGUCUCUGCCGGUUAUUGUUUUAUAACGAUUACACAUUCGUCUUUAAACCUGCGGGUGUAUAUCGCGGCCGCGGCGUGUUUGUUUUUAUAAAUCGUUUUUAAGCACAUUUAUCUUUUUAACGAUCACGUAUGUUUCGAAAAACCGUGCCUAUACGGCUAUAAUACUCGUAUACUUUUAUACUUUUUAUUAUUUUCCUAAACGCAUUCCACGUGUCAAUCGGUUGUUCGUCUCUCCGGUGGGCGGCGGGCGGCGAGUAUACACCUCGUAUAUACCUAUACAUAUACACAUAUACACCUAUACACACCGACCCGACCAUGUUAGCGGUUAAGUAUAGUAUACCUAUAUGUGGCAAGUAUACCUAUAUAAGUAUGGUAUAAGGUAGUUAAUGGAAUGGAACUAUGUACCGCAGCGACAGCAGUAUGUGUGUAAUAAAAUAAUAUUAUAUACGGACGGACAACGUCCUCCCGCGGUUCGCGCGUUCAACAACAACAACAACAAUAGUAAUUACGGUUACGGGCGGGCGGUAAGUAGGGAAAAAACCAAAUUAAUUUUCACGUGUGCGUGUUUUUUUUUUGUUUUUUUUUUUUUCAAAUAAAGAACCCGCGCGUGGUCCGCCGUCUAUUGUAUUAUUUACUUAUAGGUGUAGGUAUAAUGUCAUAGGCGUCAAACUAACGUCUAGAAAGAAAAAGAAACAAAUGAAGAAUAUGCGGCGGCGGCGGCAAAUAAGGGCUGUUGUUGUUGCAUACGGGUCCGGACACCGGUCCGAAGGCCGCGGUGUCGUCUCGCGCGGUUGUGUCGGUUCAAAGCGAUACACGCGUAGCGGUCUUUGCUUGCCGAUCUCAAAUACACACAAACACACACACAAAAAUACAUACAAACACACACACACACAUAUAUAUGAUGUAUAUGAUAUACACAAUGACCGGAUAUACACGAGCGGCGGCGCGGUCACACGAUGAAACAAUAACGUCCAUCCUAGACGACGAUGACUGUACCGUCUCGACCGAUAAAUACGAUUGUUGUUAACGAUAUAUUAUUAUAGUUGAAAAACAAAUUCUGUUAACGGUUACCAUAGAUACCAGCCAUUGACCGCAGGGAUGUAUUAAUUAUAAAGGGUAUAGAGAGCAUUGGCAUCGGGUGCCACAUUUCAAAGAGACGUAAGAUACGGUAAAAUAGUAUAGUUUUUUUUUUUUUUUUUUUAAAUAUUCCCAUAUUAAAGUUUACAUCCAAUUAGCCAGGGCCUGAAACAGCGUGUUUUCGAGCAUUAAAUGCUCAGUACGAAAUGUGCUAAAUUGUGCAGCUCAAGAUUCCAGUAUAUGUUGUAAACAAAUAUUCUUAUGAAAUGGCGAUAAAAAAAAACAGUGUCCGAGGUCACUAACCAGUGCAAACGUCUCUAGUCAACUAUGGUUUUUACAGAUUCCCGUAGACACGCGGACACGUAUAUUUACUAUUUACCUGUAAAUUUGCCGUUAGGGAAAAAUAGUUUUAGUUGUUAAUAAUUUAAGUAUAUCACAUUAAUACCUAUGAAGUUUUAUAUUAUAAAAAAGACUAAAGACAAAUUUUCUCCUAAACUUACCUGAGUAGGACAAAUGGACUGUUUUUAAUAAUUAAGUCGGUUAACGAUUUAAAUAACGAAAUUUAAUUAAACAAAAAAAAAAAAAUAUGGGUUGCAGAUUUUUUCCUCUAGGGAUUUUUAUUCCGAAUACCCCGCAAUAAACACGUGGAAAAGUUAUUUCCCUUGCGAUUUUAUAUACUUUAAGAGUGUUACUCUUAUUAUAUUAUAAUAUUUUCACGCGUAUAAAAAUAUAAUAUUUCGUUUACAUUCAUCAACCUAUUAUUGUUGUAAUAAAGAACGAUGAAUUAUUGUUAUUAUAAUUUUUUUUCUCACGUCGUAAAAUAUUAUAAUAGUGUCGCGUCAGACGAUUAAAAUACUCGUCUGGGUGGCCGUCGCGGUUCCGUAUUCGGGCCACUUAAAUUAUUUCCAGUAGACUUUUUAGGUCAUUCUGUAACUAUGAUUUUUUUUUAUUUAUUUUUUUAUAAAAAUAUAAAUAUAUUUUUUUUUUUUGCAAACUUUGGCAUUUGUGCGAAACCCGUACAUCCAUUUUUUUUCUACACGAGGCGAAAAUUCUGAAGGCGAUCGUUUUUUUUCCAUUUUUUUUUUUUUUGUUUUGGCUGAACGUGACCACUUACAAAACAAAACCAUUAUCCGUGGCAUACCCCUAUAUAAUAGGUGUACAACGCGUUUUUUUUCUUUCGCUUGUUUCGUCAGUUUUCAAAAAAAUCGCACACCGAAUCCAUUGCGGUUUUCUCAAUAGGUAGGUUCACGUUAUUAUUAUAAUACGACACGACGACUCAUAAUUUACUGCACACUUUUCAUGUGUUUAGACGAUAAUAUAAAUAUUAAUCACGAAUUAUCGAAUAUUCGUAUAAUUUGUUAUUAGUUACCGGAUUUUUAUGUAGUUAUUAUGCUUUUAUAAUGAGACUAAAUUAUGCGACUGUAAUUGAUCGAGCUUUCUCGAUGAAUAAUUGACAUGAAAAUAAACUUAUACAUUCAAAAGUGUUUAAUACAUAUAAAAAGCGCAAAAUAUUGAGAUUUUAAGAAAUUUUACAAAACAAAUGUAUUAUAAUGGUUGAUUUCUAAAAAAAUACAAACAAAUUUCGAUCUUCAUUGCGUUCGAUUACGAAGCUUGUGUUUUGAAUAAAUAAAUUUCACAGUUAGACCUCUACUUUACUACUUUGAAUACAUCUUCGAUCCCGAGGAUUUGAUGUUUUAUCUAAUAUAAAUUUUUUUAUUUUUAUUUUUUGGUCUUAAGUGUGUGUAGUGUAUUAUUGUAUUAGUAUUUAGGUACAAGUGUAUGUAUUUUCAAAAUUUGAUGUUCUUGAAUUGACUAUACAAAAUUGUCUUAAGCAUUUUUUUAGUAUUUUAUAGUUUUGUUUUUUGAUGAAACAUCAAAAUGCUUAGGAAAAAAAAUAUUUCAAUAAAAUUAUAGUGCAUGAAAACACACAUUUUAUCCUUAACAUUUUAAACGCAUACAAAUCCGGUCUCUAGACUCAGAACAAUAAUACUAUAUUAUUCAGAUAAUACAAUUAUUAUGUAUGCGCGACGAUUCUCGUAGUUUUGCCUAGUGUAUUAAACUCCUUCGACCGACGAAAACGAUGUGGAAUUGACGGUUCUCUUUGAUUCGUGACAGGUAUAAUAAUAUUAUUGUAAUAUGGGUACCUUACCUAUCGAUUACCUAUCGCUGCCGCGCCGGUCUUUCGGUCCAAAACGUUUGUGCAAAUUAAAACGUGACUGUCGAUUGCAUCGCAACUAUAACUUAUAAGUAAUAUAAUACCUGUAUUACCUAUAACAACAAUACUCGACUAUUAUAUUAUACGAAUCGAUUUUUCGAGACGUGAUGAGUAGAUAUAUAAUAUAUAUAUAGUAUUACUGUAAUAAUAAAUAAUAUAUAUCAUCAUUAUUUUAUAACGAUCCGUGCCUUGAAAUGUUAUGAUAAAAAUAUAAUAUACAGUUACUUAUACUCGUAUGGUAUGGGCGUUAUGACUAAUGUACAAAAUUAGUUAAUGUCAUAUGAUCGUUCAGUAGAACCGAUUUUGUGUCAUUUAAUUUUAAUAUUAUAGUGACUCAAACUUACAAAUAAGAACAUUGUCUAUGUUUGUACGUUAAGUUUUUUCAAUAUUUUAAUUUUUUAACGAGAUAUGUGAAAUAUAACAAUUUAAAAAUGUCUGUAUUCUCCCUUGAAAAUUAAAAUAUUGAAAAAAAAUCAAAGUUCAAACAUAAUGUCCUUACUUUUAAUUUUGAUGAUAGGCCAAUAACACUCAUCUAAUAUAUUAAAACUAAAUGGCAUAAAAUCAGUUAUACUGAACGAUCAUUCGAUAUUAUCCAAUUUUCAACAUAAGCUGUACUAAAUAUUAUAAACAAUAAAAGUCGGAAACAGCUAUUAUUAUACCUAUUAUUGUAUCGAUGCACGAAAGCUUCAAAAAUAUCAUAGUGAACAUUAUAUUAUGUAUCACAUUCGAUUUUUAUUGAUUAAGUGAAUAAUACGAGCAUAUAAUAGACAAUAUUGUUAAAUAGUUAUAUAUUUAUAUAUAAAGACGCUGUUAGUUAAUAAUCAACUUAUUGGUUUUAUACUAUAUGCGACGUAACUAUAAGUAAAGUUUUUCAAAUUACUAUUUCGAUUAGUAAAAAUAUUCCCAAACUCUUUACCAUACAUGAUAAAAAAGCGGAUUUCUUGCGGUAGUUUUUCUAAAAAUAAAUAAAUCGUAUAAAAAAAUUCAAAACCGCACACAUGACGAUAGUGUGCCCAGAUUUUUUUUCAGAUCAUAUAAUAUAGUUGUAUUGAUAUUUUCAAAUAAUAAGUCUUCAGACCAUCAUAUACCUGUAAAUCGUUUAUCAAUCUCAGUUAAAUGGUCACACAGUAUAAUAUUGUCUUUCCGUUAAAAAAAUUAUACCAUUCGGUAGGUAUUUAUUACUCAAAUUACCUCCCACGUCUGAUUAUUGGUUAGGUGGGCGAUCAUUUUAUAUACCUACUCAAAUAUUGUCCACAAAUACGUAGGAUUUAAUGUAACCUAAUAUCGAUUGUUGAUAAUCGGUUUUAUACUAAUACCUAAUACGAUUAUUGUACGUAAAUACAUUUUUGCUUGUAUUAUAAUAUUACCCUAGUAGUGAGUACUGGAUCCAUUAAAAAACUAUAGACAGUAAAUAUCAUGUUAAAACUAACUAUCGAUAUGGAGGUACAUUUUCCCAGCAACGGAUUUUCGUUGUGUUCUCACUGCAAAUCCGGCUCAAAAACAGUGUGCAAAUAAAAUGUGCAAUUGUGAAUUAUUAACGAUUACUGAUUAGUCGAAACCGAGAGCUUCAUCUUUGAAAUAGUAUAUCUUGUAUAGCGAUUUUGGUUAAAAUGUAUAUACGUUUUUAUCAGUGCCGCAUUAAUCUAAAUUGCCGCCUAUUUUGUAUAAAAUAUCUGGAUAUCCUUCUUUGUUAUAAAAAUAAUGCUACUCGAUUUAUUAUUGGUAUUCGUAAAAAUAAUUAAAAAUAAAAAUAGGUUUUAUAUUUUUCAAAUCAUGGUUUGAAAAUUGUUUCAAUAUUCUAAAUCGUUUUCUUUUUUAUAUAAAAAUAAAUGUUGAUGGGUUAGGUUAGGUAUAUUAUCUGCUCCUAGAUAUAAUAUGACGUAUAUAUUUUCGUUUUGUUAUUUUUUUUAAUUUGCUAAUAUUCCUUAAUAAAUUCAUCAUAAUAAAAUUUGUAAUUUGUAUCUAUAAAUCAGUAAUAAUAAUAAUAAUAAUAAACCAAAGUACUUUUAGAAACGUCGUACUUUCUUCGUUUUUAAUGGGUAACUUGCCAAAUACCGAAUACUGCUAUUACAUUUCUAUACGAAAUUUUUCGUUUGGCACGAUGUUAUAUAGGUUAAAUUCAAUUUGAAAAAAAAAUAAAUAUUCUGCUUAGAUAUAAUACCAGUAUUUUAUUGGUCUAUGAUCGUUGCAUUGAUCAUUGUGCACGUAAAUAAUACAGGAUAGCAACGUCAUUUCAUCCAUACAAAAUACAACAUUUUAAAGCCGAAAAAUACAAGUUUUUCUUUAAUUUUUAAAAAUGUAUUCAUAAAUACAGAAUUAAUAGUAGUUACAAUGUACGACAAGAUAAUAAUUAUUUGAACAAGAAAUAUACGGCGGCAGUGUCGCGUCAUGAUGUAUACCCACGUGAAAUAACGUCUGUGUGGGUCAAACAAAACUAUAUUAUAAAUUAAUUUAAACAUGAAAAAAAAAAAAUACCCCGGAGAAAAUGUGUGACCAACAUUAUAUACUCGUUCUUAUUAUAUAUUGCCUGCAGUCGAGUAGAUAUCGGGACAAUAAUUUUGUGUCACAAACGAUACGGAAAAAAGUUAAUCAAUGUAUACAUAGGUACUGCUAUUAGAUAGUAUCGUGAAACUUAUAUAUUAUAUAUAUAGGUACGAUUGUCGUCCUACUUUUUACUUAGAUUUUUUUUUUAUUCUCUAUCUGCGUGUAGUGAUAUACGUUUAAAGUAAAAUAAUUAUAAUAUAAUAAAGAAAAUAAAAAUAAUAACAGUAAACGGAAUAUUGUUAGAAAUUUAUUAUACGAAAUAAAUAACAAUUAUAAUAGUAAAAUAAUGUUUAAAUUGAAAUCGAUCACUAUAUUAAUAAAAAAAAAAUGGUCGUUAUAAAUUGUAUAAAAGGUCUUUAAAGACCAAUGUUGGUAAUACGAGUGUGUGGAUAAAAUAUUAUAAUAUAUUAUUACUAUGGCUAUUAUUAUUAUUAUUGCUCGCAAAAAAACAGUAAAAUAACACACAUCAUAGCAAAACUAGCAUAUUCUUCGCUACGCUCAGAAUCUACAAUACGAAUAGCGGAUUAGUGAUAUGAAUUAAUUUUAUGAAAAAAAUAAAAUAACCGUAUUAGUCAGUCGAACGUAUUAAUCGAGUUAGUUAUAGACAGAUACUAAAAAAAAAUACGUGGCUUAUAAUUUGUUAGAGUUAAAGAGGUUGGAAUCGAAUUUUUGAGUUAUUCAUACAAUAUAUAUAUAUACGUACUUACUAAUAUUUUCUGCUAUUUAUUAACCGUACCUACUACCUAUAAUGGUUUAUGGGUUUUAUUUUUUUUUUUAUUAAUUGCAGUAUAACCUACGCAUUUUACGCGUAUUAGUAUUACUUACAAAUAACAAAAAUAAACUAUCCGUAUCAAAUUGCCGGGGUGCAUUAUUGUGCGCUUGUGCUUGCCUAAAUCUAGAAACCCGAUUACUCAAGUAUAGAUACGGAGAGGACGUGGGCGAAACGGUAUAACGAUUAUUACGACAUAGAUAUUUCCUCGUGCAUAUAGUUUGAACGUUCUAAUUAUCAUAAUAUUAUCGUGUUGUGUUCCGAAUAAAAUAUGAUCUUUUUAGUUUUUGUUGUUUCAAUUAAACAAUUGAUCAAUCAACAAUACCUACUAUAUAUAACCACAAUUAGGUAAAUGCUAGUAGGCCUGCCUAUAGGUAGUAAAUGAAAAUAAUAGUACGGUAAUUAAAUCAGUAUAGAUACAUCACACGCGUAAGUGCAGUAAUAUACAUAUAUAAUAUUACUGCAGACAUGUGUAAAAAAAUAAAAAUGGCUGGGAGUUAUGAGAGAAGAACGCUCUGAAUCGCUAAAAUGUAUUUUGCGGGUCCGUUAUUUAAUUGCAUCACAUUUGCACACACCGUGUAAUCGUAAACAAUUUACGAUUAUAUUAAAUUGUUUUCUAGACAAUGAGUCCGAAGUGCGCAUAAAUUUUAUUAAUAACUGUUCUCCACUUCUCUCUAAUGAAUAAUGAUUAUAACAUAAUGAUCUUUGGUCCCGGAGAAGAAGGGCUUAAGUCAAUUUUGUAUAGUUUUAAAUACAAACAAAUUCAAUUUUGUAAAUUGCUAAAUGGCGUAGUUGAUAAAUGGUCUAACCAAAAUAUAGAGUUCUAAAUGCCUGAAGUCUUAUAAUUAUACAACUUAUGCCAUUUUUGACAAACCAAAAGUACAUAAUAUAGUGAUUUAAGUACAACAUAUUAUGUUAGAAUAUUUAUGCACUUAUGCCAUUUAGAUAAAAAUUUAAGAGAAAAAGUUACAUUAAACAAGUUAAGAAAAAAAAGUUAAAAAUUAACUUCGCCUUUCUUCUUUGCAAUCAAUAUAUAUAUACUAUAAUCUUGAGUAUGGACACAAAUUCAUUCGAAAAAGUGUACCUAGGCCCCAUGGAUAAUUGAUUUUUAUUCUUCUUGGGCCCCAAUAGCAGAUCCAAUACCCAAAUCAAUUCCCAAAAUAUUGUCUAUCUCCUCACCAAAUUAUUAUUAGUUCCCAAUUGCAACUGCCUUCAUUCGCUGAAUUGGUUUACGAUUCGUAUCUUGUUUACUAUGUUUAAUAUUUAUAAUUACAAUUUAACAUUUGAAGUUUGUCAAGUAACUGUUUUUGGCUUUUGUAAUAAUUCGUUGGCCAUAAUACCAUUAUGUUAUUCGUGUUCCUCAAAAUUUAAUUACCUAACUUUAUCAUGUAUACCUACAUGUACAUAUCGGUACUUCUAGGUUGAUAGUAGUUCUACAUAAACCUAAAAAACUAGAAGCGAAAUAUAAUAUAUGGCAUGUGUAAAAUUCAGCUCGUCUGAUCCCAUUUCUUAACGGGAACCAAUUCGGCUAAACAGGAACCGCAAGCCGGUAAGCUUUCUAUUUCGCGUGUACGUAUAUAAGAAAAUUGAACAAAUAGACAACAAAUUGUACGAAAUUACAUAGAACAGGUUCUAUGAUAUUUCGCAUAAACAAUUUAUACUCUUAUAAUUAUAUAGGACAAAUAAAUAAAUAAAUAAAUAUGAAAAAAUAAUUUUCGUACAAGUUGUUAUAGUAAAUUGUACUAGUAGUUGUGCUCUUGUGCAGUCGAAGGUUGCUUUAACGUCAAUUUGAAUUUUUAAAUUUUCCGAGAAAAAAAUAAUCUGAUUUUAGAAUGACUAUUCUUACGGCCAACCAUCGGUCAUUUUAUGCAAGUACGUAAUAUUAUGUUACCUAUAUAUCUACGUAUUACAUUAUAAAGUCUCGGUCCGGCAAAAAAAACGCGCGCGUACACUCAUCCGUGGAUCAUUGGUAGUGUUGUGUAACGUCCUCUCCCCGAGACGGAGAUGCGCAUCGAGUCGUGACGCGCACGAGACUUGGGAACCGACUCGCUCGAUGCCACCGACCGACGACGACGGGGUCUUGGCCUCAGCUUAUUGAUAUUUAUCCGCACCGCCGAAACCGUUUGGGUACAAGAGAAAGCAGCCGUAUUGCACACGUGAAACGAGUACACACACAUACACAUACACACACACAGUGUAGAUAAUAGUACUGCAGAGAAAGAUAGCGAGUGUGUAUGUGUCUAUGUGAGAGAGAAAGAGAAAUAUAGAUAAGACUAUCGUCAGGGAGUGGCAAAAAUGAAAUAUUAUUAUUAUAUCCAUACUCCUGUCUUCCUGGUUUGUGGCCUGCAAAUCAUUCCUUCGGGUCAUCAUUAUACUAUUAUAGUAAUAAUAAUAAUACAUACAGGUAUAUAAUGUAAUCAUAAUCGAACGGACAAUUUGUGUAUGUGUCUGCAGCGUGUGAUGAUGACCUGGAACUCUUGUGGCUCUAUAGAAUUGACAUUACUGUGAUGAUGGUUUUUUUAUUUGAUUUUUUUCUAUAAAAUUACGUCACAAGAGCCAAAACAUUCCAUUAGUAGGGCACACAUUUACUAAAAUCAAAAAUCAUUCACACAAAUUUACAACUAGUUUGCGUACAGAUUUUCCUUCCCACUUAUACAGACUUAAGACUGUCAUUGAAUAUUUUAACUUCUUUGGUGUGGUUAAAAGUGUGCUUUUGGUGCGUUAUAUGCUCCAAAAUAUUUUUAAUUAACAUAAUACUACGGUAAAAAGGGGGGUUGUCAUGAAAGCGGUUAUUUGAGUUUGUUUUUUAUUUUAGUUACUUCAAAGGUUUGGAAUCGGUCGUUAUAAGUUGUUCAUUUAGGUGCAUGUACCUAAUUAUAUUUAAUUAUUUGUAUUAUUUAUUUUCGACAACAGUUACUAACAUUAAUAUUUUAUUGAUUUUAAUUUAAGUUUAGUUUUAAUCAUAAAUUCUUUAUCAUCGGCAAUCAUAUCAUUAUUUGUACGUUUGUAGAUAAAUAAUAAUAUGUACGUACAAACAAAUAGUAUAUUAUUGUGUUAGACAGUGGUUAACUUUAUACUAUUUUAUGCGCAAUCUAGUGGUUUUUUCUUUAAUAUGUUGUACUCAAACGAUAAUAAUUUGUAAUAAUUUGUGCGUAAAUGAGUUUCAGAUUUUAACUAAAUAAUUUUAAAAUAAGCGCAAACUAGUAGUAGCCCCGAUAAUAAUUAUACACUAAUAUAAUAUACUAACUAAUCUAUAUAAUAAUAAAUAGUUGUAUUGAAUAUUUCAAACCAUUUGCUAUAAACAAAUUGUAUAUAAUAUAGAGUACUUAUAGAUUCUCUAUUUAGAUUUAUUGCAUUUUUAUUAAUUAUUAAUUAUGGCACAGAUAGCGACUUAUUGCAUUCUUUAUAUUUUAAUUUUCGAGUAAUAUAACUAUUAAAAUAAUUUGUACGCUGUUAGAUAACGUUCACUGCAAUUAGGCAAUUCGUAUGUCGUGUCCUUGUACUUACUUUGUAAAAGCUCUUCUAAAAUGUAUUCUAACAAUACAAUUUUUAUAUUUUUAUUACGAUGAAAUAAAAAUGAAUUAUCGCACAUUGACGUAUAGAAUACAAUCCACACGCCAUGUUUUUAAACAAUAUAUUAUUAUCAACUUUAAAAUAUUAAUUUUUAAUAGAUAGUAAACACCAACUUGGAUUAUAAUAAAUUAAUUAAUUUGCACAAUAAUAUAUUAGUAUGUAUUAAUACUAAUUGAUUGUAUUUGUAUCGGUUCAAAAUAAAAACAAUUAGACCGUGACCAAUCAAUCUCUAAGUGUUUGUUUUUUCUUAAUGAAAUUACACCUACUUAUAAUAGGAUAUGAUUUUUUUUUUCUAAAUGAAAGCGGCGAUGGUUAAAAAAAUGAUUUUUUUUUUUAAAGGCUAGGCAUAUUAGUUAAGUACUUAUACGUAUAGGUAUAGUCUAUACAUAUAUGUAGUGUCAUUUGAUUGUUUAUCAGAAAAAUUUCACACUCUCCCUUGUGAAAGUAUUAAUAUUUUAUUUGGUCAAUUUGAUUUUCGUUUUUACUUAUAAUUGCAUAAUUUACUCGUAUGUAAAUGUGUAUUUAUUAAUUUGCGUACAUUGGCUUAUAACUGUUAAUAUUUUAAUGUAAAUUAUUCAAGUUUAAUAUUUAUAAUGUAUGAUAUUUGAUUUGAAAAUAUAUAUUAUAUAUGUAUACAUGUAUAUAAUGAAAAAGAAUACCUAUAAUACAUUAAUCAGAACUAUUAUUUGAUUGCUAUUUAAACUACCAAUUGAGUCAAAUUAUUUCUCAAAUUUUUAAUCCUUGUUUUUUUUUUUUUUUGUGACUACUAUAUAAUUUUACACGUACAAUAUAACGCUAAAUAAUAUACAUUAUAUUUUAGGUAUUUUCAUUUCAAUUGUUAAAAAAUAUGAUUUUUGCUACAAUUGUCAUCGUUUAUAUAUCGUUUGUAUUUCGAGUAAAAUUACGAUAAGUACGUCACGUGUUAAAUACAAAAUGGUCUAUACAAACCAUACGUUUUGGAAAACGUCAUCUAGGAUCUGACCUAAAAUCCGAUAGUACCUAUCAUGUGCGAUGACUAGUUUCAAUUUCUAUUACAAACGUACGUGAUUCAUAAAGUUUCACCGAAUGAAAACGAACAAUGUAAAAAAAAAAAAAAUAGCAAAGAAAAAUUUAUAAUAAAUGGAAAGGAAUACUCAAUUCCUGUUUUAUGGAAGUACUCAGCCUAUAGUCCUACAUAUAACGACGUGCCACUCUCCAACUCUUUUUACGAUGAAUGUAUGUCACAUUGAAUAUCAAUCGCGUUCCGUCAUGAUGAAAACUGUAUCGUUUUUUGACUCUAUUUAGAGCCGCGGGGUUUCGGUUUCAAUAGACCGGCACAAAUACAUCAAACCGCAGGUAUCUUUACCCGUGAUACCUAUACCUGCUUAUUUCGUGUUCAAAACCUGUCUAUCUCACGUCUCGAUGGUUUUAUAGAAGCAAAUGGGUGCUUGUAAAUAGAAUUCUAUAGAGGUUAGAAAAUAUUGCAAUACGACAAUAUGGUUUCAGGCAAUUAAUAGUGAAUAUAGAAUUAGAAUAUUCAUUAUAUUUACUAUGAUAUUUGUGUUUCACAUUUUUUUAAAUCAAUGCAAUGUGAUUUAUAUAUUUACUUAUAAUCUAUUAUGAGUGCUUGUACCUGCCUAUAGUUUGAACGAACAAAUAAUUUAUUUGUUGAUUUGUUACAGGAUGGGAACUCAAAGGGCUUCAUUGUUACAAGUUUUUCAGUAUAAAACAUUCAUGGGAAAACGCAGCUCAACUAUGUAAUAGGUAUGAAAUAAUAUAACCAACAACAACAAGAUUUCUUAAAUCAAUCAUGCAAUUUUUUUUUUUUAAUUAUAGAUAUGGAAGUGAUCUAGUACUAAUUGAAUCAUAUACGGAAAAUAACUAUACCGCGUCGUUGGCUAGAAAAAGUUUGGGACCAGCCGAUAGAAAUAAUCAAAAAUAUUGGCUGGGAUUGGCUUCGUUGGACGAUCUUCGAACGAAUACUUUGGAAUAUGCUGGUGGAGUUUUAGUGUCACAAUAUUCCGGUAAAUUUCUGAUACCGAUUGUAAUAAAUUACUUACCGAGAGUUUGAAAUGUAUUAUUUUCUGUCGCUAUAGGAUUUUGGUCAUUAUCUCAACCCGACCCGUCAUCUGGAGAAUGCGUCGACGUGACUGUGACCGAUGAACAACAGUCGUGGGAGUUACAAACGUGCGAAUCUCUAUUACCGUUUUUGUGUCGAUCCAAUGCUUGUCCAACAGGUUAUAUUGUGUUGUACAGUUUAAUUUUAAUGUAAUUUUAUUUUCACGGAAUGGCUUUUGUUAUAAUAUAGGCUCGUUUCACUGUUCAAAUGGCCGUUGUAUCAAUUCAGCAUUUAAAUGUGACAAGCAGAAUGAUUGUGACGAUUGGUCAGACGAACUGGAUUGUGCAUCGAAUUGUCAUUACUAUAUGGCCAACAGCGGCGAUGUAGUUGAGUCUCCAAAUUACCCACAUAAAUAUGAAGCCCUGUCUAAUUGUAAAUGGACACUGGAAGGUCCUCAAGGGCACAAUAUACUAUUACAGGUUAGUAGAAGGAAAUAAAUAAACGAAAUCAACGAAAUUUUUCCAACUAUAUUUAUUUUUUACUUUCAGUUCCAAGAAUUCGAGACAGAGAAAUCGUUCGACACCGUUCAAAUUCUUGUCGGAGGUCGUACUGAAGACAAAGCGGUAAAUUUAGCAACACUUUCUGGAAAAAUGGAUUUAAGCAAUAAAAUGUUUGUGUCGGCUUCGAAUUUUAUGAUAAUUAAAUUUAGUUCGGACGCUUCAGUAGAACGUAAAGGUUUUAGGUAAAUACCAAAAUUAUAAAAUAAAACCUAAUUAAUUUUUUAUCAAUUACAAAUUAUAAUAAUAUUAUGAUAUUUUUUGUAAAGAGCUUCGUGGAAAACAGAACCUCAAAUAUGUGGUGGUAAUUUAAGAGCAACCACACAGCCACAACCUUUGACUUCCCCCGGAUUCCCUAAUAAUUAUCCCGGUGGUUUGGAAUGUUUAUACACAAUUACUGCUCAAACUGGAAGAAUAAUUACUUUAGAAGUAUAAUAAUAUAGUUUUACGUGAUUUUUAACUUUUGAAUUUAUAAUUUAUGUAAAAUAUUCAAUUUUAGAUUGAAGAUUUAGAGUUACAACAAAACAGAGAUUUUGUAUUAAUUAGAGACGGAGAUUCGCCAAAGAGUCAACCCAUUGGACGUUUGACAGGAUCGUUAGAAGACAAUCCUAAGUUAUUAAUGUCAACCGGAAACCAAAUGUAUUUAUAUUUCAAAACGAGUUUAGGUGACAGCAAAAAAGGAUUCAAAAUUAAAUACUCACAAGGUUGUAAAGCUACUAUAACCGCAGCUAACGGAACCAUUUCCUCACCUACUUUCGGCCUAUCAAAUUAUCCGAGCAAUUUAGAAUGUCUCAUUAAAAUCAAGAACCCGACUUUGAGUCCAUUAUCACUAAAAUUCGAUUCUUUCAUUUUACAUCAAUCUGAUUUCGUACAAGUAUACGAUGGAGCGAGUACAAGUGGACUUAGACUUCAUCCAAAUAAUGGCUUCACUGGAAAUACUCCUCCCAAAAUCACGCUUACGGCAGCCAGUGGAGAGAUGUUAGUAAGAUUUGUAACAGAUGCAUUACAUAAUCAAAAGGGAUGGCAUGCAACAUUUUCAGCAGGUAAAUCAAAUUUUUAAUUAUAAAUAUUCAGUUUAUUAUAAUUUAUUUUAUUAAAAUUAAAAUUGUUUUUAGAUUGCCCGACAUUGAAGCCCGGUGAAGGAGCAUUAGAAUCAAAUAGAGAUACCGCUUUUGGAACAACGGUUACUUUCUCGUGUCCUGUAGGACAAGAGUUUGCCACUGGAAAAUCGAAAAUUAUGACUGAAUGUUUAAUCGGUGGUAAUUGGUCAGUUUCUUAUAUCCCAAAAUGUCAAGGUAAGUUAAAUUUAAUUGAAUACAAUUUUAAUCUUUAAAUAUUAUGCAUGACAUGCGUAUUACGUAAAAGUUUGAUAGUUAAGCUAAAUAAAAUACCUAUAGGUAAUAAGAAUCUUAUAUUAAAACAAAAAUAAAAAAUAGUUUGUCUCUUUUUAUAUAUUCUUAUAUAGUUGUAUACUGUGGUCCUGUUCCACAAAUCGACAACGGUUUCUCAACCGGUUCAACCAACGUGACUUACCGCGGUCAAGCUAUGUAUCAAUGUUAUGCAGGAUUUGCUUUUCCUUCUAAUGAGCCAAUUGAAAAAGUAUCUUGUCUAGCAGAUGGACGAUGGGAAAGAUUGCCAACAUGUCUAGGUAAGCUUAUACUUAGUGAGUUUAUUUUCUCAGGUUCUGUAAUUAAUCGAUUAUAUUCUGAAAAUGUUUAGCUUCACAGUGUCCACCACUAGCGGAAACACCACACGCUAACGUAACAGUUUUAAAUGGUGGCGGACGUAGUUAUGGAACCAUCGUUCGGUUCCAAUGUGAAUCGGGCUAUGUUCGGUCAGGACACCCUGUAGUUCUUUGUAUGAGUAAUGGAACAUGGUCUAGUGGAGUUCCAGUCUGUUCACGUAAGUUUCAAUACGCUUCUCGAAGUACUAAUAAGUACCUUAUGAAUUCAUAAUUUGAUUGUAUAAUAUUAUAGGUGCUGAGUGUUCAAUACUGCCCGAAAUAAAUAACGGGUUUAUAGUUGAUCAAACUCGUAAAUAUUUCUACGGGGAUGAAGCUCGUGUACAGUGUCACCGAGGAUUCAAACUUACAGGUGGACCAUCGAUAAUCAAAUGCGGAGCAAACCAAACGUUUGCCAAUGUACCAAAAUGCGAAGGUAAGUUAUGCUGAAUUUCACAUUAACAAAAAUAAACAAUAUAAGCUAAUAGCCAGUAAUAAUUGAUUAUAGUUAAAUAAUAGGUCGUGUUUAAAAGUAUAAAAUAUAAUAAUAACAGUACAAUAUUAAGAGGACUAGGAGUUAAAAUGAUUAAAGUUAUUUAAUUGGUGAUAUACAGUGGAAAUAAGGUACAUAAAAUUUGAGAGAGUUAGUAGUAUGGAUGAAUAGAUAAAUUAUUAUUUUUUAUAAGUUACAAGUAAAUAAGUUAGGCUAUUUGAAUUAUUUUCAUCUGGCAAUAGUCACAUAGAUUAAUAAUAGAAAUAAUAGAUUUGAAUUCUAAUCGAUUCUGUGGUUCUGACGUUUUUGUAAAACAUAAAAUGAGAUGUUUAUGAAACUAAUACAUUUUUUUGUGUAUGUUAAUUAGAUGUAAAUGAAUGCGCAGCUAGUCAAUGUGAUUUAGCGUCGACAGAAUGUGUCAACAGCUUGGGUGGUUUCCACUGUCGUUGUAAGACAGGAUUCGCGCCCACUAUGGAAUGCAGGCCAAUCGGAGAUCUUGGUUUGAUAAGCGGAGGAAUAUCCGAUGAUUCUAUUACUGUAUCUGGAUCUGAACCAUCGUUUACCAAAGAGGUAGGUCUUAAAAUAAUAUUAUUCAAACAAUGCGUAGAUAUAUUUAAUUGAAAUUCAUCAUAUUAUAUUUUUAGAUGAUGCGAUUAAAUACAAUGCGUGGAUGGUGUGGCACAAGUGUUGAACCCGGUGAUAAUUGGGUUUUAAUCGAUUUAAAAGCACCCACAGUUAUAAGAGGUUUCAGAUCCCAAGGUGUAAUGAGAGGAUCAAGCAAAGUUGCAUUUUCUUCAGCAAUAAGGAUUCAAUAUUCAAAUAAUUUGACGGAUGUGUUUAGGGACUACACAAAUCCUGAUGGUACACCCGUAGAGUUCCGCAUUUUGGAACCUAGUCUGUCUGUGCUUAAUUUCCCAAUGCCCAUCGAAGCUCAGUACAUCAAACUGAGGAUACAAGAUUAUGUUGUGGCACCUUGUUUGAAACUUGAAUUAGUUGGUUGUACAAGAUUGGAUUGUGUUGACAUUAACGAAUGCUCUAUUAACAACGGCGGUUGCCAACAAAAAUGUAUUAACAGUCCUGGAAGUUAUGCAUGUUCUUGUAAUAUAGGCUAUGAGCUGUAUGUAAAGAACGGAACCGCUGGAUUUUUAAUAAACGAAUUUGAAUCUGGAGAAAGAGAUGGUGAUGUGUAUCAAAGAAACAAGACAUGUGUUCCGGUUAUGUGCCCCAAUUUGCAAGCACCCGAAAACGGAUUAGUUCUGUCCACAAAAGAGUCAUAUCAUUUUGGAGAUUUAGUAAACUUUCAGUGCAAUUUUGGAUACGUUAUGGCUGGGUCUGCGUCUCUUUUAUGUACAUCUACAGGAGCAUGGAAUGGAACAGUACCUCAAUGUCAAUGUAAUUUAACAAAUUAUACUAAAGUGUUUGUUUAAAGUGUUUUAUAAAAUGUGUACUUUUACAGUUGCAAAAUGUGUGUCUCUUCCUGACGACAAAGUUGAAGGUCUUAAAGUGAGCCGUUUUGAAAAGGAUGCAGUACUCGUACCAUUUAAAGAAAACGUUACGUUAAAAUGUGAAAAUCCAGGCCGAAUUCUCCGUGGAACAGCUACUUCUGGAUUUAGACAAUGUGUUUAUGAUCCGAAACCAGUAAGUUUAAUAUUUAGAUAAAUUAUGUUAUAGGAAUUCUAUGUCCGUUAGAUUAUAUUAAAAAAUUGUUUAGGGUUUCCCUGAAUAUUGGCUGUCAGGAGCUACUCCGUCGUGUCCAAGAGUAGAUUGUGGCGUUCCGAUGCCAACAGCUGGUGCUGAAUAUGGUAGUUUCAAAGACACUAGAUAUCAAUCAUCUUUCUUCUUCGGUUGUCAAGAUACGUUUAAACUUGCCGGGCAAACCGAUAAAAACGAUAAUGUAGUGCGCUGUCAAGCGAAUGGAAUUUGGGAUUUUGGAGAUUUAAGAUGUGAAGGUCCGGUGUGUCAAGACCCCGGAAGACCUACAGAUGGUUAUCAAGUAGCCACAAGUUAUGAACAAGGAUCUGAAGUACAAUUUGGUUGUAAUAAACCGGGUUACAUAUUAAUUAAUCCUCGUCCUAUAUCAUGUAUUCGAGAACCCGAAUGUAAAGUUAUCAAACCAUUAGGUUUGACCUCUGGUAGAAUUCCAGAUUCAGCCAUCAAUGCUACAUCGGAAAGGUAAUGAUUUAUUUUAAAUUUGAUUUUGAAUGUAAAAUUUAUUGUGAAAUUAAAUUUUAGGCCGAAUUAUGAAGCUCGUAAUAUUCGAUUGAAUUCGGUUACCGGAUGGUGUGGUAAGCAAGAAGCAUUUACUUACGUUAGUGUGGACCUAGGACAAGUUUUCAGAGUUAAGGUAUACUAAUUAAAGUACAUAUUUUAUAUAAAUAAAGAAUACAAUCAUGACAAUUUUUUUUUUAUUUAAGGCAAUUCUCGUGAAAGGUGUAGUUACCAAUGAUAUUGUUGGUCGUCCAACUGAAAUACGAUUCUUUUAUAAACAAGAAGAAAAAGAAAAUUUCGUUGUGUAUUUCCCAAAUUUCAAUUUAACCAUGAGAGAUCCUGGAAAUUUUGGUGAAUUGGCCAUGAUUACUUUACCAAAAUAUGUCCAAGCACGAUUUGUCAUUUUAGGUGAGUGAACGCAAAUUGUAUUGAUUAAUUAUCAAAUUCUGUGAUUUAUAAUACAAAUAAUGUAAUGUAUAUUAUUUUAGGAAUUGUUAGCUAUAUGGAUAAUGCUUGUUUGAAAUUUGAAUUGAUGGGCUGUGAAGAACCUAAAGUUGAACCAUUAUUAGGUUUUGAUUAUGGUCAUUCUCCUUGUGUUGGUAUGUUCAAUAGUAUACAUCUAUUAAUUUUAAUUUUUUUUUAACAAUAACUAAAAUAAAUAUAUUUUUUAGACAAUGAACCUCCAGUAUUCCAAAAUUGUCCAACUCAACCCAUUAUAGUACGCCGUGGACCAAAUGGAAUAGAACCAGUAAAUAUGACAGAACCUGUUCCUGUAGAUAACAGUGGUAGUAUUGCUAGACUCGAAGUAAAACCACAGAGUUUUAAACUACCAUUCUAUACAUUCCAAGAUACAGCAGUGAAAUAUGUUGCAUUCGAUUUUGACGGAAACGUAGCUAUCUGUGAAAUAAAUAUUACAGUAACAGGUAAAAUUAUAAAUAUUAUUUUUAAAAUACUAUUUUAUAACUAAAAUUUACCUAAUAUUACGUAUUAGAUGAAACACCGCCCCAGCUGAGCUGUCCUCAGAGUUAUGUUAUUGAAUUGGUGAACAAACAAGAUAAUUAUGUAGUGAAUUUUAAUGAAACACGUAGACGAAUUAAUGUAUCAGACGCUUCUGGUGAUGUCAUGCUUACAUUUGAACCAGAUCGAGCUUCCAUUGCUAUUGGAGAUUUCGAAAACGUUACAGUUACAGCAACCGAUAAAUUUGGAAAUAAGGCUACUUGUUACUUCCAGGUACCAACAAAUUAUUUUUUUUAUCAAAUAAUGAUUAAUUUUAAUAUUAUUAUUAAUUUUAGGUUUCAGUACAAGCAACUCCUUGUGUUGAUUGGGAUCUCAAGCCACCAUCAAAUGGAGCAUUAAACUGUCUACCUGGUGAUGGUGAUGGUUUAGAGUGUAUAGCUACUUGUAAAGCUGGAUUCAGAUUCACUGAUGGUCAGCCAACAAAGUCAUUUACUUGUGAACAAAGAAGUCUCUGGACACCUUCUUCUAUUGUACCGGAUUGUGUAUCUGAAGACACUCAUCAAGCUGAUUACCAUGUAAUACCGUCGGUGACUUACCGAGCUAAUGGAGCAGUUCCAACUCUUUGUUUAAAACAAUAUGCAGAUAUUUUAAGUCAACAUUAUGGUCCACUUAAUGAGAUAUUGACAGACAGAUGUUCCGCCGUUAAAGUUAAUAUGAACGUCUCGUUUAUCGAUACUAGACCUCAAUUGUUGGAUGAAAAUUUAGUUCAAGUACGUUAAUAGAUCAAAACCAUAAAUACAUUUCAUUAAAUAUGAUAUAUUCACUAAAACUAGUUAUAUUAAAAAAAUAUUAUUUUCAGGUGGAUUUCGUACUAGGUGUUUUACCAGAAGUUAGACAGCCUCAGUUAUAUGAUUUCUGUGGUUCGACUUUGAAUUUAGUUUUCGAUCUUAGUGUUUCGUACGCUAGUGCUGCUAUAGAACCUUUAUUAAAUAUAUCGGCUGUGGCGAAUCAAUGUCCUCCAUUGAAGGCUCUAAGGUCAUCAGUAACAAAAGGAUUUGCAUGCAAUAUUGGUGAAGUACUUAAUAUGGAUACUAACCAAGUCCCCCGAUGCUGUAAGAAAUACAUUAUACUUCUCUUGUUAUAGGUAAUUUAAAUUUAACUUCAAUUCUUUGUUUUUAGUACAUUGCCCGGCUGGUUCAUAUGCUGGCAUCAAGCAGUCAUCAUGCAUGCCAUGUGCUCGUGGUUAUUAUCAAGACACAGCUAGACAAGGCACUUGUAUGAAAUGCCCUAAUGGAACUUACACAAAGGAAUUAGGAUCUAAAAGCUUGAAAGAUUGUAUUCCAGUGUGUGGUUAUGGAACAUAUUCUCCGACUGGUCUCGUUCCUUGUCUCGAAUGUCCUAGAAAUAGUUAUACAUCAGAACCGCCUUCUUCUGGUUUUAAGGAAUGCAUAUCAUGUCCGUCUAGUAUGUUUACAUACCAACCUUCCGCUCCAAAUAAAGAUUUUUGCAGAGGUAUUUAAUUUAGUUUGAUCGUCAAAUUGCACAAAGAUAUAAUAUCAUUUAUUUAAUUUUACAGCUAAAUGUCCCCCCGGUCAAUAUUCAGAAACUGGUUUAGCACCAUGCUCACUGUGUCCUACGAACUUCUAUCAAGCUGCUAGUGGACAAACAAUAUGUACGGAAUGUCCUACCAAUACAAAAACUAAAGGUACAGGUGCCACGGGACGAGAUGAAUGUCAAUCAAUCGUGUGCAAUGAAAAUUCAUGUCUACACGGUGGACUUUGUGUGUCGCUUGGCCAUGGAGUUCAGUGUUUCUGUCCAGCUGGAUUUUCUGGAAAACGAUGUGAAAUCGACAUAGAUGAAUGUGCUUCCCAACCGUGUUUCAAUGGAGGUUCGUGUAUAGAUUUACCUCAGGGUUACCGUUGUCAGUGUAGAAACGGUUUUAGUGGAAUUAACUGCCAAGAAGAAAAGUCUGACUGUAGAAACGAUACAUGCCCCGAGAGAGCAAUGUGUAAAGAUGAACCAGGAUUAGGAAAUUUCACGUGUCUUUGUCGAAGUGGAUAUACAGGAAAAAAUUGUGACAUGACGGUAAAUUACAAUUAUUAAAAUAAAAGUUUCUAAAAUUAAAAUUAUUAAAAUUUUUUUGUUUUUUUAUUAUAGAUUGAUCCAUGUAUGGAAACAAUGAACCCAUGUAAAAACUCUGCCACUUGUACGGCACUUAAACAAGGCAGAUAUAAAUGUGAGUGUAAGCCUGGUUGGGAAGGUGAACAUUGUGAUAUAAAUAUUGACGACUGCGCAGAACGACCAUGUCUAUUAGGAGCUGCUUGCACCGAUCUUAUUAACGAUUUUAAGUGCUCUUGUCCUUCGGGCUUCACAGGAAAACGUUGUGAAACUAAAAUCGAAAUAUGCGCGGCUAAUCCAUGUCAAAAUGGGGUAUGCGUCGAUAAAUUGUUCAGUCAUCAAUGCGUAUGUCAUCCAGGAUGGACCGGUGCUGCUUGCGAAAUCAACAUUGAUGAUUGUGCAAGUAAUCCGUGUGGAAACGACGGAGAAUGUACAGACAUGGUUAAUGGUUAUUCUUGUACUUGUGACGUUGGCUAUACCGGUAAAAGAUGCCAACAUUUAAUCGAUGACUGUGCUUCUGGACCAUGCGAAAAUGGGGGAUCGUGUAUCGAUAUGUUGGACGGAUUUAUGUGUCGCUGUAGACCUGGUUUCUUAGGUCUUCAAUGUGAAGCUGGAAUUGAUGAAUGCUUAAGCGAUCCUUGUAAUCCUGAGGGUACAGAACAAUGUUUAGAUUUAGAUAACAAUUAUAAAUGUGUAUGUCAUCCGGGGUACACGGGAAAUAUGUGCGAAAAGAACAUUGACGAUUGCGCUUCUUCUCCGUGUAUGAAUAACGGUAAAUGUUUUGAUGGUGUCAAUACAUUUUCAUGUCAAUGUUCACCUGGUUGGACGGGCAAACGCUGUGAAAUCGAUUUAAGUUCAUGCCAGAGUAAACCUUGUCACAACGACGCGACAUGUAUUAACUUGUUCCAAGACUAUUUCUGCGUGUAAGUAGUUCAACUAUCGAGAAAAAAAUGUAUAUUUCGUAUGGCAGAUUUUGUAUUAUGUUUGACAAUGGUUUUGUCUUUUAUAGGUGUCCUUCCGGAACGGAUGGAAAACAAUGUGAGACCGCUCCAGAACGUUGUAUUGGUAAUCCAUGUAUGCAUGGAGGUAGAUGCCAAGACUUUGGAUCUGGAUUGAAUUGCACGUGCCCAAGUGAUUAUGACGGAAUCGGUUGUCAAUACGAGUUCGACGCCUGUCAAGUUAACACGUGUAAAAAUGGAGCAACGUGUAUUGACAAUGGUCCAGGUUACAAGUGUAUCUGUCCACCAGGAUUUACGGGUAAAAAUUGUGAUGAAGAUAUAGUCGAUUGCAAAGAAAACUCGUGCCCACCUUCUGCUACUUGUAUCGACCUUACCAACAAGUUUUAUUGCCAGUGUCCAUUCAAUUUGACUGGAGAUGAUUGUAGAAAAAGUAAACCACUAUACGUUUAGUUAUGUUAUAUGUGCGAUUUUAUUAUUUUAAUGUUUUUAUUUUAGCCAUCCAAGUCGAUUACGAUUUUAGUUUCCCAGAAGAGACGCUGAGCAGUGCGGCUUUAACCAUUCCAUUCCAAUUUUCGGGAAGUAGAGAUAGUUUCACAAUUGCCAUGUGGGUUCAAUAUGCGCAAAAAGACGAACCAGGAAUAUUUUUCACACUUUAUAGCGUGACGUUAGUUUAAUAUUAAUUUAACUAACAAUAGAUCUAUACGUGUACAACAUAAAUAACUAAUUUUAAAUAAUUUCUAGGUCUCCCCAUGUAGUACAGGGCCAACGAGUACUUGUACAAGCCCACUCGAGUGGUGUACAAGUAUCAAUAUUCCCAGAACUUCAAGAUGUUUUCUUAGCUUUCCACGAAUAUACUACUAUAAAUGAUGGGCAAUGGCAUCACAUUGCUAUUGUUUGGAAUCAAGGUACGUUGACUCUGAUUACCGAAGGAUUAAUUGCGAGUAAAAUGGAAGGUUAUGGAGCUGGAAGGAAAUUACCGGAAUUGUAAGUAACAUUUUAUUUUAAUUUACGAUAAAUGGUUAUAAAACUAAAACAUUUUCAGCGGUUGGGCUGUGCUAGGAAAGCCAAGGACAGAUAGAAAGACAUUUACAGAAGCUGGUUUUAAGGGUCAAUUGAACAAAGUACAAAUUUGGGGACGUGCGCUGGAUGUUACUAAUGAAAUACAGAAACAAGUAAGGGAUUGUAGAACAGAACCGGUUCUCUACCAAGGAUUAGUGUUGACGUGGGCAGGCUUCGACGAUAUACAAGGAGGUGUUGAAAGAAUUGUUCCUUCUAAGUGCAGUCAACAUUCUUGCCCAGUUGGAUAUACAGGUCCGAACUGUGAACAACUCCAAGUUGAUAAAAAACCACCACAUGUAGAAUAUUGUCCCGGGGAUCUUUGGGUCAUUGCCAAAAAUGGAUCAGCAGUUGUCAAUUGGGACGAACCGAGAUUCACUGAUAACGUAGGUGUUGUAAGAAUAGAAGAAAAGAAUGGACACAAACCUGGUCAAACAUUAUUAUGGGGAACAUACCGUAUAGCAUACGUGGCAUUUGAUGAAGUCGGUAAUGCUGCAGUGUGCACUUUCAGAGUGUAUGUUUUGUGUAAGUAAAUUUUUAAAUAGGAAUAAUACGUUUUAUUCAAAAUGAUGACUGCAAAUUAUUUAUUUUCUCUGUAUUUCUUAUUAUUUCAGCCGAGUUUUGUCCAAAACUGGCAGAUCCAAUCGGAGGAAAACAACAAUGUAAAGAUUGGGGUUCCGGUGGACAAUUCAAAGUAUGUGAAAUUACUUGUGAUCCAGGAUUACGAUUCUCACAAGAAGUUCCGAAGUUCUACACUUGUGGAGCAGAAGGUUUCUGGAGACCUACUGUAGAUCCGGCUUAUCCAACAAUCUACCCGGCUUGUUCAGCGUCUAAACCAGCUCAGCGAGUAUUUAAGGUCGACAUGAAAUUCCCUACAUCAGUGUUAUGUAAUGAAGCAGGACAAGGAGUACUAAGACAAAAAGUCAGGAAUGCGAUAAAUUCAUUGAACCGAGAAUGGAAUCUGUGCUCGUAUUCGAUUAAAGGAACUCGUGAGUGUAAGGACUUGAACAUAGAUGUGAAAUGUGAUCACAGAACUUCCAGGCCAUCGAGAAGCGUCGCAAAUGACGUAGAAAAUACUGCUUUAGGAUUAAGGUAAUGCUAUAUUUUUUUAAGUAAUUAUAGUAAGCUGAAAUCUAAUUAUUCUGGUAUAACUUUAGAGAGAAGAGGCAAGCCAGUGAUACAUAUUCUGUUCAGAUUUCAUUCCCGGCAAUCAAGUAAACAUUAUACUAACGUUAACAUAUCAAACAUUGAAUACUAACACCUAGUCACUUUUAGCGAUCCUGUGAUAAACAGCAAUUCCAAUCAAAGGGCCAAUAUUCAAAGGUUAUUAGAAAAACUAAUAUUGGAAGAAGAUCAAUUUGACGUGCAUGACAUAUUGCCAAACACCGUCCCAGAUCCAGCUUCUUUGAAUUUAGAAUCAGAUUACGCUUGCCCUGUGGGCGAAGUGGUUAUGGCACCAGAUUGCGGUAAGAUAUUAUUUUUAUUGCCGGUUAUUAUAAACUAAAACUGUUUAUUUCAUUUACAGUUCCAUGUUCUGUGGGAAGUUACUUUGAAAAAGAAUCGAAAAAAUGUGUACCCUGUGCUGUUGGUUCGUAUCAAAGCGAAUCGGGUCAAUUACAGUGUUCCGUGUGCCCGGCAAUUGCAGGCCGCCAAGGCGUAACGGUGUCCACAGGUGCCAGGUCAGCGUCACAAUGUAAAGAGAGAUGUCCUGCUGGCAAGUAUUACGACGACGAAGCGGGCUUGUGUAGAAGUUGUGGCUACGGUUUCUACCAGCCGUCAGAGGGUAGUUUCAAAUGUCUUUUGUGCGGUCUAGGUAAAACUACGAGAACUACGGAAGCGGUAUCUCAAGAAGUUAGUAUCGACAACUCUAUUUACAUACAAUACGUAAGAUUCAUUUUCACCUAACAAGUUUCGAUAAAUAUUCAGGAAUGUAGAGAUGAAUGUGCCGACGGUAUGCAUUUGGGAAUCGAAGGUGAAUGUGAACCGUGUCCAAGAGGAACCUAUAGGACCCAAGGCAUCGAACCGGCUUGUCAACAAUGUCCCGCCGGCAGAACCACCAAGCAAUCUGGCGCUUCAAGCAUCGAAGAAUGCUCGUUGCCUAUCUGUGUGCCAGGUAAUUCGCAGUAGUACGCUUGAAUCGCAAAAACGUUUAAAUAAUCGCAAACCUUCUACGUUACAGGUACAUACUUGAAUACGACCCAGAACAGUUGUAUUUCCUGUAAGAAGGGAACGUAUCAACCGGCUACUCAACAAACCAUCUGUUUGCCGUGCCCACCGAACAUGAGCACCAAGAGUGUAGCAUCUGUAUGUAAAAAUAAUUAUUUUUUUAAAUUAUUCUCGCCUUGGAUUAGUCACCUAAUCUUUGGUAGAUUAUAAGGACUUAUAGACUUGUAAGGACAUACAAGUAUUUUAUUAUUUUUCGUUUUGUACAGACCAGUAAAUCUGAGUGCUGGAACCCUUGUGAAGCUAACGUGGCUGGCAAACACUGCGAUAUAAACGCUGACUGUCAGUUGAUACCGGAGACGUCGGACUUUAAGUGCGAGUGCCGACCUGGUUUCAACGGUACCGGCAAGGUGUGCAAAGAUGUGUGUGAAAAUUACUGCGAAAACAAGGGCACGUGCGUCAAGGAUCUGCGUGGACAACCGUCAUGUCGGUGCGUCGGGUCUUUCAUCGGACCGCACUGCGAGGAUAAGUCAGACUUUGCGUACAUCGCUGGUGGUAUAGCCGCCACGGUCAUAUUCCUCAUAGUCAUUGCACUAUUCGUGUGGAUGAUUUGCGCCCGGUCGGAACGCGUCAAGGAGCCCAAGAAACUGAUGGCUCAAACCAAUGAUCAGACAGGGUCCCAGGUGAACUUCUACUACGGUGCUGCACCGUAUGCAGAGUCUAUAGCACCAUCACAUCACUCCACAUACGCCCAUUACUACGACGAUGAGGAGGACGGCUGGGAAAUGCCCAACUUCUAUAAUGAAACGUACAUGAAAGGUAAGGACGAAAACCUCCCAAAACAUUAAAAAUAUCUUUUAUAACAAUUAAUUUUCAUGAUUCGCAGAGAGUCUUCACAAUGGCAAGAUGAACAGCUUGGCCAGGUCGAACGCCAGUAUAUACGGCAACAAAGAAGACUUAUACGAUAGGCUCAAAAGGCACGCUUAUAACGGCAAGAAAGGUAAAUUGUUUAGUAGUAAUAAUAUUUGUGUCACCUUGAUAUAAGUGUAUUAUUAAACAAUGAAUGCUGGUUAUAUAAUACCAGAAUGCGCAAAAUCUAAAAUCUAUCAAAGAAUAAAAAACAUAAUGGUCAUAAAAAAAUAUAUUUUUAUGUUACAGAUAAAAGUGACACCGAAAGCGAAUGCCAGUGA